Molecule: messenger RNA, 46460 nt
Organism: Xyrichtys novacula (pearly razorfish)
Lineage: Eukaryota; Metazoa; Chordata; Actinopteri; Labriformes; Labridae
Source: the annotation of a GenBank genome assembly
AUGAAGAUGAAUAGAAACAAUUCCUACCGCGCAGGAGAGACAGUUUCCUCGUCGUCGUUAACCGGCGUCCACGCCACAGCUCUUUCCGGGAUCUCCGCUGCCGUCCACGCAGAAGAAAUUCGGCGGUUUCUCUGCCCAGCUAGCUCCUGUUUCCGAAAACACCCACUCCGUCGGCAGAAUACAGGUCCAAACACACGUAAAAUGGAGUGUGGUAACAGGUGAGCACUUUUACAUCCAACUGGCUCAAUAAUGGGAUAAAACAGUCAGUUUAUAAAAGUCUACAAAGAGUUUCUUUCUUCUCACUCCUCUUUAUUUUAUCUUGCUUUACUUCGUCUCCGGUUCUCUCUUAGUCCCGCCCCUUAAACCUGAUUGGUUCGGAACAUGGGGUAACGGACAUCUGAUUGACACCUGUCUACCCCAUUGACAACGCUUAAUAGUUCAUGAUGAGUUCAAUGUCAAUUCGAAAUCGGAGCGUUUACGAUAUUUAACUGCUUUUUGAUGUUUACACAGUUAAUAAAUAACAAAAGGACUUUGCUUUGUAACUUAUUUUCUCCCUGAAUUAAACACUUGAAACUUUUAUACAAAAAAGAAGAAAAAUUGGAACAAAUUAUAUAUGUUGAUACUGGUAAAAGAGGGUUUGAUUUUUAUAUAGGAUUUAUUGUCUGAAACCAGUGUGAGGGAGGAGGUCCAAGCCUAGCAGAUAAAGAAAUAGUCAUGCUUUACAAUUUCCUUUCAAAAAAUUUACUAUGAAUUAUACAUUUGACAAUGAAAAAGUCAGAAGGAUGAUAUAUGUUAUUGCCAAGAUUGGCACAAUUCAAUUGUUCCUCGUAGGAGCUAAUAGUUGUUAAUUCUGUGCAAUAACACAAAUGUAGUGGAGCCAUUUCUACUGAACCUGUGUUGCUAUGCACUGUACCUUUAAGAUACCUAUAUAAGCCAUGUUGCAUUGGUAAAUGUUUGCCAAUCCUUUUUUACUAAAAGGAUUGCACAGACUGAAGUAGAUAAAACCAUUUUGACUACUCAUGUUGUCAUCAGACGACAUGAACUUGAAAACGUACCAUAAUCAAAAAACCAAAGCUUUUGAAAUGUAUUUAUUUUCUCUUAAAAUACUGAACGUCCCCAGUGUUUACUUAAAAUAAUACCAAAACACUCAGAUAAUGGAGUAGCUUGCUGAAAAGUUUGUGUCUGAUAUGGUUUCCCUUCCUGUUCUCUUCUACUGUUUAACUCCGCACGUUCGGCCCAGUGGGGCUCAAACAUCAAAGUGAGGCGCAAAAAUAAAAACACAUUCUUGGAUGGAGGGGAGUGUGAGGGAAAAUAUUAUUCAUAACUUUGACAUCUUCUUUAGAGGGCUGAGUUUCUUUAUUAAUAACAGCAGUUUAGUAGAAAUUCAAGAACAAUCGAUAAACAUACUCAUUAUAAGAGAGCGCAGAUAUCUCAAAGGCUGCUGAGAGGCUGCUUUAGCUCACAAAACAUACAUUUAUGCGAGGUUGUUAUGAAUCUCCUUUGGGAAAAAGAAAAUAAAUGAAGAGAGGACAUAACAUGAGGAACUGUGAGAAUUUAAUAUAUGAAUAAACAUAUGAAAAACUCAAAAAUAGUAGGAUAUUAAUCUUCAGCUCAGUGAAACAAGCAUGCAGGCAGCAAUAAAAUCCUAUUUAGUUAUGAAGAUUUUUUAAUAAACACUGUACAACUUCAAUAACAACAAUAGACAACGAAUUUCACCCAAACCCGCCCCCUUCCCAGAACAAACCCCAGAGGCCAACUCUUACCUACAUCCCUAAUAAUAAUAAUAAUAAUAAUGAUAAUAAUAAUAUAAAAGAAAAUAUAAAUGCAAAUUAAUAAAAGGAUAAAAUAAUAACAAUAACAACAACAAUAAUGAUAAUAAAAUAAUAAUAACAACAAUGACAAUGAUAAUAAUAACAUAUAAACUAAUAUAUAGACAAAAAUAAAAAUGCAAAUAAAUAAAAUAAUGUAAUAAUAAUAAAAAAAUUAUAAUAAUAAAUAAAAGAAAAUAUAAAUGUAAAUAAUUAAAAGGAUAAAAUAAUAAUAAUUAUAAUAAUAAUAAUAUAUAAAAGAAAAUAUAAAUGUAAAUAAAAGGAUAAAAUAACAACAAUAAUAAUAAACACAUUUGUGAAAUAAUUUUAAAAAAUAAAAAUAAAAAUUACAACAAAAUACAUGCAGCAGAGGUCAAAUAUUUUACAAUUAAAAAGCACAGUUACUCCUGCAGAUGUGCUACAACCAACAACCACCAGCACACUAUUAACAGUACUCAUCUUGUUAUCUGUGAAGUUAUCCAGAUAUAUUUUAAAGUCAUUUUAGCAUUUGUCAAAAAGAUGGGGUUUCUUUUUUUUAUAUUGAAUAAAAUCCUAAUAUUAAAGCAUUAUUGAUCCCUUGGAACAUUUCCUCUGUUUUAUAAUGAAACAGAUAUGUUUGGAUAGCUCCAGAGCAGGUGCCUUUCUUGGUGGCUUCUCUGAGUCCGGAUGUGGUGAAGAACCAGGCCCUGCAAUCUAACAAUGGUCUCUUUAAGAGUCAGGCCACCCUGCUUUGCAACCACACGCUCAUUUGUCUGGGCGAGCCCGUAAAAAAGGACCUCUGGGUGUCUCGGGUCAGACUCCAGGUUGGGAGGCACUUUGCCAAAAAACAGGCCCUCACUUCUCUCACAAUGAAACGGUCUUAAUCAAGCGGUGUAAUGGCUGCUGGGGGCCCCUCGCCCCGCGUCAGGGGCCAGUGUUCAGAGAGGCUAAUGGGCGGAGACCUGUUUGUGUGCCUUUUUUUGAAAUCCUCCCAGGUCCCUGCUGUGAUGCGUACUGCAGGAGCAGACUGGGGGCGCACACACGCUGCAGCACCACACACACACAUCAUUUCCAGCGGAGAUUGGCACACAGAGACGCAGCGCCACGACCACUCCGCUGUGUCUGCUCGGUACUGACUGCUGAAACUUCUGCGCAGAGAGGCGGAUAGAUUCAUCCAGCUCGUCCCAGAUAGCGGAUUAAAACCACGCUCUCUUCUCUUUCUUUCCUUUUUUUCCUCCCUUUUCUCCUCCUCCUCCUCCUCCUCCUCCUCCUCCUGGUUUCGUGUUACAAAGCCUUGGGAGGGAGUUGCGCGGAGAGCCAGUUCCUCUGUUAGAAACUGAAUGACAGGAUCAUAUUGCUCGAUUUGACGUGAAGUCCACACAUUUGGAGGAAAAAAAAGAAGAGAGGAUACAAGAAAAGAGGGGAGAGAAGCUGCGUGAGGACUCGUCAGAAAAUGAAGAGGAUGUGGAAUAAUUUAUAACUCCAAUUCAAAAAAACAAACCCGAGAUAACGGAGAGAGAGGAGAGGAGAGGAGAGGGAGAGAGGGUGGACAGGAUACUGGAUCUGUCGUCAGAAACAGACGCUGAGAGGAAAGCGCAGGACGCGUUGUUUGGCUGCGAUCAUCACCACCUUCCCCGGAAAAUAAGGUAAGUUUGGAGCCGUUUUUCUCACCGAAUGAUGGAUGCAGAUGUGAGGCAGCUGGAUUAAAAGUAGACGCAGGGGAGGGAAACAUCUUCAUCGGGAGUCUUUGGAUCUCCAACUGUUGCCAUGAAGCUCCUUUUCCUUCAAAUUAGGACACCUUUGGAUACAGCGCUUUACACCAGUGGAUCAUUUGGGAGCUGUGGGUUUUGUUUUGGGGCUUUCACGCGGUGCAACUUUAUCUCCAUUUCGCGCAGAGUAAACACAGCGCAGUGCGGGCAGGAGCAGCUGGAAGGGAAUCAGCUCACGGGCUUUACUGUAGACUGUGUGUGUGUGUGUGUGUGUGUGUGUGUGUGUGUGUGUGUGUACUGUAUGCGCUCCAAAAUCACAGCACACUGAUAAAACCAUGCCCUAUAAUCUGCACUAUAUCAUAACUGUGGGUGCUGUAACGUGGCAGAAUUAUUUGUACACUGCAAAAAAUGAGACCUACUUAGAAAUGAUGACCAGUCAAAGAAGAACUUAGUGGAUAUGUUGGGAUUGCUCAAUAUUUAAGGUUUAUGUCAUUUUGACCUAUGUUAGGUUUAAUUUACAACAAGAGGUAACCCCUAAAAUUAAGAAAAUGACAUAAAAAUGAACAUAAAAUGAUAAUAAUAUGAAGUGGGGACAUUUAGUGGUGGUUAAAUAGUCUGAGGAGGUCUCCCAGUUAGACCAUAAGUGAUAAAAACAAACCAAAACAACUGUCACUUGAGAUCCAAGUCAGUGAAAUUGACUUGAGAAGCUUUUCUAUGUUUGUUUUGAUCAGACAGUAUUGUUCUUUGGCUUAUUAUCUCAAAAGCAGUCCACUUUAAAGCUAUAAAACAGCUGAGACUUCUUAGCAGAAACAACCUUUUUACAGAAUUGGCUCAUAAUAAAGUCGAGAGUAUCUUUUGGGAACAACCUUCCCUUAUUUUAAAACUCAAAUAGCAUCAAUAAGACUCAAAUAUUGUUCCUGACUUACUUUGUGACUUCCAUUGGUGGUUAAACAAAGUUAUACUGAAUAAAGACACACAAUUGUGCUCCAAAAUGGACGUAAGAGAGUUCAGCAGCAUCCUCCUAAAGAGAUUUAACAGCUUAAUGUAACGUAGUAGUUGUAGGUGUCAUAUAUGACAGCCCUCAUCCACUUCCAUUACCAUCAAAGCAACGAGUCCCUUCUGUUGCUGCUUCUGGUUCCCGCUUGCUCAGCUGACACUCAGAAAUGAAGCCCUUAUGGUGACAAUAAUCCACCGCCUUGAGAUAUUACUCUGGAGUGCUUUUUCCCUCUCCUUCCCCCUUCUGAUUUUUUUCCCUCCUUAAUGAAGUAAGUAUUAGCUUCAGUUGAGUGAUUAUUGUAAUUACCAAAAGAGGGGGAGCAGCCCGGCGUCCAGGCUGGACAGUAUAUGAGGAAGGAUUUGUGUAAAAAAAAAAAAAUAAGGUGGUUGGUUUUAGGAGAAGGAAAAGAAGGAGGUGGAGGAGGAGUUGAGGGGGUCUGCUCAGUUUACAAGCUGGAUGGUGCCACUGCCAGUUAACUAACAGACAGUGUGGAGGGAUGAGGAGAGGGGGUGCAGAUUCAGAAGAAAGACUUGAAGUGUUGUGGGAGAAGUUAAAGAAGUCGUGCUCAAGCCAUGUGGGCUGGAGGAGGCAGGGAGCGUGUGAGCGCUACUGUGCAGGAGGAACUAUUUUCUACUUGAAACGUGCGUGUGUGUGUGUAAUUUCUUCAGAAAGUUUGUCAUAGGAUUUAUUUUUCAUAAGUUGGUGGGUGAGAUUGCAACUCUGGGGCUGACAUUUACAUUGCACAAGAAGGAUGUGGCAAAGAGAAAUCAUUUUUUAUUCACUCUUUUAAUUUGUUGAACAUAGAUGACUGACCUUUAAGAAAACUCACUAGCUUUCAUAUAAAACCACAGAGUUGAUCAGAAAGGUCAGAGGGCGGUUACAUGGAGAUGUGAUGUUGAAGUAUUCCUACUGAUAUCUGCGUCAGUCCCAGUCAGAGAGAAAGCCCUGGAAAUCCAGUUUCAUCCAGAGCAGUUGCAACAAAGACAUGCACACAAACACACACAUUCACAUUCACACUCACACACACACACACAUACACAUACACACACACACUGCAGCCCUCUGGCCCCAGAUGUUAAUGCCUCCAUUGAGCGGGCCACAGGACUCCUGUCGACUUGAUCUCUUCAUUGUCGGACAGACAAUGGACUCCACAUCCUGACAGCCGGCCUCCUUCCCGUUCUCCCUCACACACUCCUCAUCCUUCUCACACACACACACACAUAGGACACAGUCAUGCAGACAAAGAACCACAUGUAUCAGACAUAAAUGCAUGCUUUUACAUGCUGAUUGCGCAUAAACGUGUCUUUCACUUGCUUUAUUUAUAUUCUGGCGUGUCGUUUGGGUGCACGUUUUGACAGAUGUUGCGUUGUCUCAGUUUCUUUCACGUCUGUUUUGCUUGUUAUGUCUCAUCUGGAUGUUGUGCUUGCACUGGGGAUGUUCUCCUCUUAAAUACUCAGUUCAUUUUCUCUUGAAAACAAAUCCUGUCAAACUUUCCGUGCUGUCUUUAAAUGCAUUCUUUCGUCAAACAGUCUUUCAACCAAAGCUAUUUUGUUUGCAACCAUCAAAACGCUGCAAAUCCUAAUGAAAAGCUGCUGAAAGUUUUGUUUUUCUCUUUAAAACAUGCGAACCCUGAAGUUAUACUUUAAAUUAGUCUCUUCAUAUACUUAUUUUUUGAUUCACAGCAUCACUUUCUGCCUGUAUAGGUUUGCACAUGCAUAUACACACACGUGACUUUACCUGUGUUUUGACACUACAGGGCCAACAUUACAUCAUGGCCUCUACACCAUUACUGCACCAGAUGUCUCCUGCCUGGUGUGUGUGUUUGUGUGUAUGUGUUAAAUUGUCAUCCCUGUGUCAUGUGCAUCACAUCAAUACAGCAGCCCACAUGGCGAGCAGCUGAAUGCGCGGCUAACGCUGCAUGAUAACGUGAUGAUUUCUGUUAAUGGAACCAAAGCUUUGCAUACAGGAGCGCUCACACACGCUGAUCAUCCAGCGGGUCUUCACGCUGUUGUGUUGCGGGAGCUCAUGAUUCUGCAUUCAUGACGAUAAUGUAUUUGAGAUGGUUGAAAAUGCUUUUUCACAUCUGCUACCACGCAACAGCUUCCCAGGAGGGAUCAUCUUUGAAAUGUGUCUUUCAUUCCCCCCCAAAAAAACGAUCUAACUCCUGCUCCCUCGGCGCCCUCGCUGUUCUUUCAAAACUUUCCCUCAGAAGCAGAUUUUGUUUUCAAACUGGUCCGUGUGUCCUGCUGUUCUCCGGCCGUGCCCUCCGUGCUCCGCUGCCGCAUGAGCAGAUUCACCCCGACGUAGAUGUUUUUUGAUGCUUCACAGGGUGUGUGUUUAAACGUGUGUUUGUGUUGAGUAGAGAUAUGGUUCAUGGCAGGCCAGAUGCAGGGUCUGGGGAGAACAGACAGAUGGGUCGUGUGUGUUUGUGCUGAAGGGGGAACAGCUGGAGGUGGGGCUGGGCCGAACAGGCUGAUGUUUAGAAGAAGGAAGGAAAGGAGCUUGUUUACAAGACCAUCAUGGUAAAUGGGCUUUGGCACAGUGUCGGGUCAAAGUGUUGCGAAGCUUAUUUUUUAUGCUUUCUGCUGUGAGAUUGUGCGUUCAUUUUCAUUCUCAAGGAGCCCUCUGUCUUCAUUGAGGCUAGCUGAUGUGUGUGUGUGUGUGUGUGUAGAGGUCAGGUGUGAUAUAUGCACAGCUGUGGACUCCAAACGACACGUCGUUGCCAGAACAGAGGCCUGGCUCACUCAGUGACCUUCACACGCACUCGCAUAAAGGGUUUUCCUGAUCAACUUUAAUCAGAGAUGAUGAGGCAACUCCUGGCACUGUUUCUGUUUCUUGGCUUUUGUUCCGAUUGAGACCAAAAAAACCCACAAAUUUUGUCACUUUAUCUAACAGGAUGUUGUUCAGUAUCCUUCCUCCCUUCAAAUCUUCUGAUCAGUCCUUAUUUCUCUUUGUCUUUCCUGAGGAGGAUGCACAUGUCGGAAGGCCCAUUUUUGGUUGUUUCAUCUGCCUACUUUCCUUCCACCAUCCGUGGUGUUGGAAAAGUUUCACUCAGCCAACAGCAGCCUCCACUUCUUCUCUCCACCCUAAAGCAAUCUCUAUGUAUGCUGUAAAUCAAUCAAAGGGGGACCAGAUAGCAGCGGCCCAGACAGCUCUGCAGAUUGCUGCACAAAACACAAACUUUCACCAGUUUGAAAGCACAUGUAGGAAUUAACGACAGGGCAUGUGGGACACAAGAUAAAGAGCGCUGGUAGCAGCACAUUAAACAGAUUUAAAGGGGAGUAAAAUGCAUAAACAUGUGUGAUUGGAUGAGGUUAAAUACAUGCUUAGUCAGGCUAAGUUUCUCCAAAAUAAAGAGUCUUAUUCAUGAAUGUUUUAUGAUGAUGCCAACACUUGCAGUGCACACGAUGAAUAGAGUGAUGGCUGCAAAAAUGCACAUCAAUGCAGCUCAUAGGUGUCCCUUCCUUGCCUGAUUUCAGCUGAUCAACAGUUCAGAAUCUCCUCUUUUUGUACUUUUCUAUCAUAGUGGGUCAAAUGUUUUUUAGUUAGGGCUGCAGCUAGGCUAGUUAGCACCAGGACUCUUCUACUACAGAGCCAUACUGUUGUCAUAUGUGUAUUCUUCCAGGUUGUUUAGGUCUUAAACAACUUUUUGAGUGUUUUCAACCCUGUAUAAACUGUUCAUUCGACAUUCAAUUUGCUGUCUUUGCAGACGUUUAAUCAAAUAUAAGCUUUGAAUGAUUUGUGAACCAUCAAAUUCUGAGUUGAUCGACGUUUUAUAGUGUCAGAGUUCUUGCAGAACCAUGAUUUCGGGUUACAAGCUGCAGUGAUACAAGUACAUUUUAUAGGUAUUUGCAGCUACUCCAUUUCAUUUGUGUACUGUGAGUGUGCAUCAAAAAGCAAACAGAAAAAUCAAGGACUGCUUAAAAAACACUCGAUUUGUAAAGCUCCUCAUCCAAACACAGACACAAAAGAUGCUCAGAAAUAGCAGGCGCCUUUAUUAGAAUCCGUUUUCUUUAUUUACUCAUGCUUUAGUAUUUGCUUGUGGCUCCUUUGUCGGCAGUAUUUUUGGGUUCUUUCUCGCUUUUCACAGAGAUGUUUCAGAUGUCUCAAAUGUGAUGCAGCUAUAAGUCCUCGCUGCUUCAAUACGACAGAAAGCACAAUGAAUUUUGGAUGCAAACUGUGCACAACCUGAAGAGCUCACACGCGCACACACAGGCGCGUGGCUCACACUGCACAGCCUCCAGCCCCCUCUCAGUGGCUUUAAGGCCUGUUGAGAAGUUUCCAUCAGGCAGUGAAGAUGGAUCCAGAGGCUUUUGGCAGCAGCUGUGAUUGCAGUUGUUCCGAGACCAGAAGCUCUUCUGCAAUGUAGCCUUUCCCUUUGAGCUCUCUCUCCCUCUCCCUCUCCUUCUCUCUCUAUCUCUCUCUCCCUCUCUCUCUUUCAUCCUCUGUGUUUGUCACCCACUCAUAGACAUAUUUUUUUCCCAUCUUUGCUCUCACUUGUUUUCGUCUCGAUUCGAGUAGCAUAAUGAGGUCAUUUUGCAUUGCAAAAGUGUAAGCACUUACCAUUUAUAUAGCUCAACUUUAAUUGGACAGACGAGUGCAUAUUCAGCCCAUUGUGAAUGAAGAGUGUGCUUUUAAAGAGGGGAUCAUAUAAUCCCAUCGGUGGGUCUCGUGCUAUCACAGCACCCUUAUUACCUCAGGAGUAGCUUUCAUGAAUCUCUUUCUUUCCUUUAAAUCGGCAGAGUUACGUCUAAAGAAGUCUUAUUGGCAAUGUUGUCAAGAUGAACAUCUUUGCCUGAAAACGUAAUAUUCUCAGAACAAAGAACACGAGGCAGUAAUAAAUAUUUGUCACUCUCUAUGAAUGAUGCAGCCCCCCUUUGGGGCAAUCAAUAAAUAAAUAAAUAAGCCCUGAGGGAGGAGAAGUGUUUCCAGGAAAGUCAGACUGGUGGAAAAUUCAAUAUGGUGCAUACUCUCUCUCUCCUGGAGGCAAAUCUGUAGAGCAAGUCUAGCUGAAUGCACCAGAUCUUUUCCCUCUUGCAUUGUGGAAGUUUUGUUUGUCAGAGCUUUUCAUUCUGACCUGUAAUUUCCCCCCUCCGUCUGCCUGAUCAAUGUAAUUCCAAAAAUGUCAGAAUGCGGUGCUGAGAGACAUCACCCUAAUCUAAUCACUGCUGUCUGAAACAAAUGAACCAGCAGAUGGAGAGUAAUCCAUAGCUCCCCUGCCAUGACGUACAGAUUUGUGCUUUUCAUCUAAAAACAACAAGCCCUGUAUCUGUCUUCAUGUGACUGGCUCAGAGAGGUACUGGAGGCUUCAGAAGACGCCUGGUGGAGCUGCUCUGGGAGGCUCGAGUCUUCUGCAUUAUUUAUGUGUUAGGCUGGAAGAGGAGGAGCAGGCCUGACCUGCUUGUUUGUUACCAGCUGACCACUGUUGGCCAUCUGCUGUCGGCCAGCCUCGCUCUGUCUGUCUCUCUUUGUCAUUAACACCCCCCACACUUUACCCCCCUGUAUGUGUGUCUGUGAUGCUGUGCUUCUCUCUGAUUAUCCAUCAAUAACUUGGUUUCUAUCCAAAACAGGACACAGAGUUGGAAAAGUUUGAUGGAUUUCUUGCUAACUUGUAAGCACAUAAAUGAAUAUUAGCUAGCAGAAGGUUUGAAACUAAGUCCCUAAACUGGUUCAUGACCUUCUGUUUGAAAAAGUUAAGUAUUUGUGAAAAAUGUAUAAAGCUAAACAAGACAGCUUAAAUACUUUGCUUAUCUUUGAGGCUUAUGAAUCAAGGAGGAUCAGCUAGCUAUUAGCUUGAGCUUUAGCUUUAGCUGGCUGGUACAUACACGGAUGGUUGUAAAACUUCAUCCUUACAGCUUUUAGGUUUUAUACUCUUUUAAAUGUCGGGAGAAAUAGUUUAAUCCUUUGACAUUAAAGGUGGGGUAGGCAGGAUCUGAGAAAGUGCCAGUUUUUGGGGAGAAAUCUUGAAUGUAAACUCUACCCCUCCCAACCAGUUUUCCCCUCAGCUCCUCCUCUCCCCUCCCUCUCUGCUCCAGUAAGCCCCGCCCACAAACAGACGCUCCUGCUCGCUCGUAUCAUUUUAAUUAAAUUCAGAUAAAACGCAGAUAAGUACUUCAGUUAAUUACAAAUGGGGCCCAGUCAAUGUGAAAGUAAAAAGCAUUGGUGCUACUGUCAAUGCCAACAGACUACCAGCAAACACAAUGUUUGCAGGACUUCUACAACUAGGAUAAAGUGACAUAGUCCAGGACCCGACAUACUCCCAGGUCAACAGUUUAGCGGUGCUACAACACGCAGUAGAUCCCACUUCUGUUACAGACACUUGGCUUACUUUGUUAAAGCGGUUUACCUGUCCAGCAGACAGGUUACAGGGUCCGUAAGAUCCCGAAGCGUCCCCCAUCAUUGUUGACCCGGCUUUUUAGCUCUUUUAGCUCUUAGCUCUUGUCCGAUCUACCUCCUUUUUAAGCGCCCGUUAUUCUGCCAUAGUCUCCGGUAUUUACUUUCUUUUCUUGCUUGUGUUGGCAGUUGUGGCUAAAAGAGGAUUCAGACAACUUUCUGUACUUUCUGGUUGGUUGCUGCUGUCCGAUAUUGUAGCACGCUAACUUUGUUUGGGUUCUGAACGACACAGGGGAGUAGCGUCCACCUCACAACCAGUCAGGAUGGGGGAGGUGGGGAAUGGCUUUGUUUACAGUCAGAAAGAGCGGGCCGCUCAAAGAAUUUAAAACGUUGACUACACAGACAUAACAAAACACAGCAAUGUCAUCCAUAACUAACAGCUAUUAACUGAUAUUAAAAGCUUUUUUGUACAUACACCACAAAAAAAAGAUGCUUCUUUAACGGAAUCCUGCCUACUCCACCUUCAAGGCCAACAGGCGUCUUCUCUCAGUUAGCUUAAUAUGAGGCUAAAGCUAGCAGCAACUGUACAGAGAAUGACUAAGCAUAUUUCAUCAUGCAGGGAUGUGUCUUUUUGCUUUCCAUCCAAGAGUCAAAUAAGGUAAAUACAGCUCCCGCUUUGUUUGUUACAACACAUCUGUUUGCUUGAGCCUGCAUUGCUGUAACACGUACCCUUGUAAAAUUGCUUUCAAGGAAAAGUUGACAUUUCGGGAGUUACGGUUUGAUAAUGUUAGCCAAAUCUGAAGCAACAGAGAGCAGAUGCUGAGCAAUUUGUCUCAAGAAAAACAGGAGACAAGCAGAGAGCUAGCUUCAUUUCCUGAUAAACCAUUAGAGCUUCUUGUAAAAGCAUCUGCCCGUACACAACAGCAUCCAUCUUUGCUGUGUCUGUGAAAAUGCAAUGUGGGUUUUUUUUCAGUCAAAGAAAAGCUCAGGCAGGGAAAUCUUCAUCAUAUUUGAUACUUGUCCAGUAAUUUCCUCUUCAGAUAACAGCUGGACUUGUCCUUCCUGUUUCAUCCUUUUUCCUGGGUCUGCCUGCUCCUGGCUCUGGUUGAAAUCAUAAAGCUGGAUUGGGGAGAGAUAGUAAUAUGCUCGGCCAAAACCCUUGUCAGUGAGCCAACUGUGUUUCAGGGGCAUCGUGCGAGGUAUUUAGUAUGUUUUCAGAGGCCCCUGAUGCGCCUGUUUGCCGGCUGCUUGUUGUUUUGUUUGUUCCGACUCAGCAGAUGUUUUCUGGCUCAGUUGUCCGCGCUGUGUUUUGUGUACAGAGGACCGCGGAAUUGUUCUCUUUUUUGUUAUUCUGGUUUUUGUGACACGUCAAAGCUAUUUGGAGCCAGCGUGAAUGCGGAGGUUCCCAUUGUUUACAGUCAGUGGCAGCGUUUCUUUGUGCGGAAAUUCGUGUGGGUGAAUGUACUUUGCAUAGAAUAUAUGCAUAUUCAGCUUUUGCUUCUUGCUCUUUUUAUUGUUUCCUGGAAAGUGUAUGCACAUGUGAAUUGGAUACCAGUGGAUAAUGAAAACAACAACAAAAUAAUGCAUGCUUGUGUGGACUGAAUAUGCAAUUUUAUAUUUGUGUCGAUGUGCGUGAGAACAAUGAUGCAGAUGUGGUGUGUGCAGUAGUGAGUGUGUGCCCUGGAAAAUGGGCCCCUUCCCUCCCUCCCUCUUUCCCGUGCUAACCAGAGCAUGUUAGUUUGUUUUUAUGACAGCCUUUUUUUGGCAUUGUUCUGGUCCGGUAGAGCUCACCCUCCCCACCGUGGGACUGGCCGUUAGUGGGCAGGAAGUGCCGGGAGCGCGCAGCAUGAGCACACACACACACACACACACACACUCAUACUGUAUCCCAGCGUCCUGCACACACAGCCCCUCCCAAGCUAUCGCCCCACACUCCUACAUAAAGUUUUGAAAGGACAAUAAAAAGUUACCCUGCGGCUCACAGGCUGGUAAGCUCCGGCUUAUCCAGGAAGGAGCUGCAGCCGGGCUAAUGGCCUCUCUCCGGGGUAGGCACUGCAGAGGGGCCCAUGCAGGCUUAUCAGCAGCAGGAGGGCCCCUACACGGCUACCCUAUUUGAGCUUAGCUGAACUGUGUGGGAGUAGCUUAGCAUUCGUAGCUGGUGGGAGAUAGAGAGCUACCCUUGCCUAUUUCCUGUUGUAGUUUUCAGUGUUAUCUGGGCGGUGUAGGAAAAUCAAAGUUAUCCCGCCUUAAGGAAAACAGAGUUUACUCACUGUAGCGCCUCUAAUUGGAAAUUAAAAGUUAACCCGGUACGCCUGUGCAUGUCAAGUCUGGCUGGGAAGUCAAUGCUGCUCUUUAUUGUUGAGAAAUCAAUGAUAGACUCAUGUGGCUUUUCUUCUCAGAGAGCACUUCACUUUAGUACCAAGGGGCCCUUUUGGCAGGUGUGAAGAGGAUAGCGGUCAAUGUGUGAAAAAGCCUUUGAAUAUCUCUGCAGCUGAGGUGUAUUUCUUGUCUUUCAUUUAGAUCUCUCUAAAUGAAAAGACGGCAGGAUGUGCAGAAUAUGACUGAAAGUGAGACGAAGUGACUGACUAAUCAGAUUUCGCCUCAUAGAUCCCGGUGAGAUGACUCCGGCGUGAUCUGAGCUCAUGAGUCACUGCUCCCUCGCUUCGCUUAUAGUGAAACGGGAACUGAUGCUGCGCUCAGAGCAGCUGCUAACUCCACUGCAGCGAGUUAACCUGUCACUGUUACUGUCGCCUUGUUUGAAAGAUCUGCUAAACAUGAGACUCCUAUUUAACCCUGAAUGCAAAGCGAAUGCAGACUGUGCUGCAGCAUGCCAAGAUAUACUGAACCUGCUGUUUGUUUUCGUUGACAGUGUCGCCUCCUUUUCUGCUUGCCUACUUUGCAUACUGCUUGUGAUAAAUGUUAUUAGAUGCUGAGAAUACCACACACUGUAAUUACUCAAUGCAAAUAGGGGAAGCAGAUUGACAUAUAGCAGGGUAAAGGACACUGAUGGCAUCUUUAAUAGGAUAAAACAAUGCUAAAUGUCACUGUCAUGGUGGCUUCAUGUUAAAUGAAUAUGCCAGCUGUCUUGUGUAACCAUCCAUCCAUCCAUCCAUUAUGCAUAUAGCUUAUCCGGUUCAGGUCACAGGGGGUUGUAGACAACCCUGGCUGUCAUUGAGUGCAAGGUCGGAAACAUCCUGGACCAGUUGACAGUCAAUCAAAUGGUAUGACACAGUGAUCAACACAGUGAUCAUGACUUUGGACUUCGUGGGAGUGAGGGAGUAAAAGGCCAAGGAAGAGGCCAUGCAAACUCCUCACAGAGGGGGGCCCUGCCUAACCAGGAUCUGAACUAGAAAGUCCUCUUACUAUAAGACUAAUUGUACCAACCACUGCACCACCCUGCAGCCUGCACAGUAGGAACCUUCUGCUGGAAACCAACGAGUCUUAGCUGAAGCAAUUACUUUUCACUGCUUUCACCAAAACAAAUUAGAACUGAAACUUCAAACUUUAAAAUUUAGUUGCAGUAGGAGUGGGAAGAAUCCGCCAAGUAAGCACCAAACUGUCAUUGUACAUAAUGGCUCAAAAUGGUUUUGUGUGUAUGCUCCAGUUCAGUUAAGUGUUUGGACUUGCAUGCACACUUUAAAGGGAUAUUCCGGCGUAAAAUUAAUUUAGGGUCAAACACACCGUAACACUGAGUUAGACACCCCCUCAAGAGAUGAAUGUUGCCGACCGCUUGCUUCUCUAGUUAUACCAACUUUAGUAAUGACCGCAAGAUAGCAAUACACAGCGGUCUAUGGAACCACACACAAAUCUAAACCAAAACGCCACUCUAUAUCCACAAAUAAUGCUCAGAACAGCACCUAACCUCAUCAACAGGACAUAUAGGGCCAGCCACAGCACUAGCCACCAAACAUCUUCUUAGCUUUCUCUAAUUUCUCUAGCAAAGAGACUCAAUGAAACUCACCUACUCUCUUCCAGCAGCCGCUUGUCUGUAGUGAGACCUCGGGCCAGUCCAUUACGGACUGCUGCGGGGUGUCGCAGCUUAAGGAAGAACGUUUAUGAUCAUUUCUUCAUGGAAAUGCAAUCAGACCGAGAUGCUAAAGCAGAAGAACAACCGCGUCUGCAUGGUGAUUAUUACUUCAAGGAAAUGAUAAAGAAAUUAUCAUAAAUGUUCUUCCUUGAGCUGCAUCACCCUGCUGCAGUCGAUGGACUCACCCAGUAGUCUCUGUACAACCAAGUGACUGCUGGAAGAGAGUGGGUGAGUUGUAUUUAGUCUUUUUGCUAAAGAAAUUCGGCAAAGCUAAAAAGAUGUUUGGUGGCUAGUGCUAUGGGUAGGACCCUAUAUGUACUAUUGAUGAAGAUAGCUGCUGUUCUGAGCAUUAUUUGUGGAUAUAGAGCGGCGUUUUGGUUGAGCGCGUGGCUCUAAGUAUUUCUAACCUGCAGUCAUUACUCAAGUUGGUAAAACUGGAGAAGCAAAUGGUCGGCAACAUUCAUCUCUCAAGGUGCCGUCUAACUCAGUGUUGCUGUCUGUUUGACCCAAAAUUAAUUUUACGCCGGAAUAUCCCUUUAAGUUUUUGGACUUCACAGCUGAGUAUAAGCUGCAUACACACUUUAACUCACUCUGACUGUGUGGAAAUCUGGUAAUAAAGAAAGGCAUUAUAAUGCAAGUUAAACGAAUGGAGUUGAAGAGUUAAAUGUGGCGUGAGUGUCAGCAAACGGUCAUGAGAUGGAACUGUGAAGGGGGUGAUUUCUCAGGACAGAAUUGUAUUCAAAGUUAUUUAAGGAGCUGCGGCAUGGCUAGCUGCUCCACCGGCCCCAUCAGCUAUGCAGCAGUAGUUCCUCCGUCAAGUCUUAAAGCUGAUGGAGACUGCUGAUAGUGACAGCACUGUUAGGAAAGUUGACGGUUGACACUUAUCUCUGUCUAGUCUCUGAAUUCUGAGCUGAGAUGAGGCAACCCCAGAGUUAUAUUAAGUUCACGUAAAGGCCACUGUAGCUUUUGUUGUUUCUGAUUAAAAGCACGAUUCAUUCUGAUUACGUGAGAUGCACUUUUUCUGGUCUUGGUGAUGUCAGCUGCUGAAAUCCAACACCGAACUAUAAAUAUCUGUGCUCUCCGCAGCAGGACCCCUGUUAACCCCUUGCAUCAAGUAUAAAUCUAGCUGUAUUGAUCCACUCUCUCCCGCCCUGCGUCUACACACUGCUAGCUUAGCACUGGGCUUGUUUAUUGGCGCUCACGCUGGUCAGCACCUUAUUGGCCUCACCUGGAGUCCUGCACCAGAAUCUGCUCUAAGCCCAGCUGUAUCAGCAGCUGCAGACAUAAUAAUCCUGUUGUUGAGGUGUUGGUCGGGCUCGUGGGCUGGGGAGGGGGGUGAAAGAGAGAGACUAAGUGCAUUUGCCCCCUCACCCAACCCUAUCCUGCUGCAGACUCACCUUUAACCCCCGGCUGGCUGCACCUCUCCCAAUCCCCUGCUGCUCUUUUCCAGUCCACUGCUCUGUGUGAAGAGAGGGAUGGAAAAAGAGAGAAACAGUCAAAGGGAUAAGGGCACAGUCGUGUGAGAGAAAGGAGAUAAAAGGCUGGGGGUAGACAAACGCAGACUGGUAAGAAAGGGGGUAAUAGAAAAAAAAAAUAUACGGGUUGCCAGGUUUGCUCCACUUUGAGAGAGGGAGAGAUUGGAAAGCUUGCAUGCCCAGACAACAGCCCUGAGGAACCAAGAUAAGAGGCGACCAGCAGUCAACAAUUACACCAUCAAUUUCCAACCUGGCUUUCACCUUCUCCUUUCACUCUUGUUCGAUCUUUCUCAUCUUUUGCUUCUUGGUAUUCUCUUUUCUCCUCUCUGCUUCCUGCUGCUAAGCUCCCUGUGUAGUGUAGUAAUAGAGCUCUCAACAAAGAACCUCACAUACACGCAAAGAAAACACACACUCACAUAUACACUGUAUUAUCCUCUGACACAUAUUCACACUCACAUUCAUGCUCUACUGGCAUGAAUAAAAGUUGUUCAGGAAUCGACUAAAAUAUAGAAAUACAGCACCUAGACUGCAUUGACUCCUACAAUUUUAUGUUACUCCAUUAUAUUUAUGAGGGAAACUAUUACCUUAACAUUUGCCCAUUAAAAUACACAUUUUGGGUUAAGAUUUUGUUAGUGUAAGGAAAAUUGAUGGAUUAGAGUUGGAGAACUUUUGGAAAAAUGUAUUAGCCUCGCAUGAGUACUUCUGUUUCCAUUAUUUAGUAUUUUUGUUAAGUACUAGAAUGAAAGUUUUGAUGCACUCAUAAAUGGUUAUUGAUAUGGCAGUAUAUCAUUGUCCUGACCUGUGUGACACAAUCAUUGAUGUUGACAUGGAUGGAGGCGAUGUGAAUGGCAGUUAAAGGUGCGCUGUGUAGUGUUUAGCGCCACCAAUGCCUCACUGGUGAUGGGAAGAGCAAGGGAGCUAUUCAACCUAGAGUCUAACCACUCAAUAAGUAUUCACAUUUAGGCCUGAGAAGAGGCAUAAUACCAGAGGGAGGCACUGGGGUGUCAGUCAGUGGUGAGAAGAAGCUUAGAGAUGUGCUACCCGAAGAAAGACAGGAAAGGCUAAUCCAGUUCUUUUUGCUCAAAUGAGUCAAAAGGUGGAGGGUGCACUCCAGUCUGCAGAGAGAGUCUUUCCCACCUGCAAAAGGUUGAUUUCCUAAAUGCAGAGUCCUACAUGAAAAUUACUGCAAACACAUACAUUUCUAUGUGAUACUAAUGUACCAGAAGAACAAGUUGAGCUAAAGCUUUUGGAGGUCUGGAAACCAACUACAAAGGAAUCAGCUGCAUUCACUGUUAUCCAGGCUUUAGCUGUAACAGUUACAAUCAUACAGGUUUACUUUAAAGCUCCUGUGAGGAACUUUCAGUUUGUGAACACUUCAGCACCCCUAGUGGUCAAAGAAGUCUUUGCUAAUUGUGUCCUCCGCAUGUGUAAAUCGUAUAAUUUGACAAAAACUCUCAUACCGCUGACUUUUGACAGUCAAAUGUAACAUCUAUUGUAAUGAGGCAGUUUCGAAAACGGACACCCACCCCUUUACUCUGGUUUUAAGCAUUAAAAAUAAGAGUAUAAAAAUCGUCAAUCUUGUCCCUGGUGGUCUUACUUGCUUUUGGACAUCAAUAUAAAUUUUAGCCUGUUUCAUAAAUGUCAAAAAAUUCUUACUGGAGCUUUAAAACAAGGUGAUAUUUCAAAGUUAAAGCAUUUAAUGUGAACAGGUUAUGUUUGUUGAUUUGUUCUGAAAUGUGUAACUUAAUUUCUGGUGGUCUAACAAACAUUUUCCAUCUUUCAAUGUGUUUUUAAUGGCUUUUAAGUGAGAAAAACAUCCCAAAAAUGUGUUCACUUCCAUAAAGCUUUGAUGGAUUGGCAAAAUUAAGCACUACUAAUGAAUCUGCAUUCCUGUAUGUGUUUACAUUUCACUUUGUUUCCCAUACCAAGCAAAGGCGGAGGGAUACAUAUGGGUGGUCAUAUGUUUGCUUUCUGGCAAACAAAACAAUAGCAGUGCACUUAAAUAUGACUGGAAUAAAUACACCCACAGAUCUGAUAUAGCAGCAUUGGCUGAACAUCAGAUUCCAUUUAUUUUAAACCCGGGAAAAGCUAAAUAUAACAUUAAAUUGCGCAAAAAUACAUCUUUACUUCCGUAGUGACGUUCAACACUCAAGAUCCUGAAUGAAAAGUUUUUCAAUGAGCCAAAGCAGCGACGCGCUACCGUUACUCUCUCUAACACACAAUCACAACAUCAGGCAAAAUGGGAGGCCAUGUGCAUUUUCUCACACACUUCAAAUUGUGUUAACGCAGUAACACAUGUGCGCGGUUGCAUACAGUUUCAUAGCCGCACACAAUCACUGACACAUUGCCUCUAUCCUUUCUCACACACACAAACACACACACACACACACACUCAUUCAGGCCUGUGGCAUAUGGAACAGUUUAUCCGGCAGUGUUAUUUUUUUUCUCUUACCUAUUAGGCAAAGUCUUUUUCAGGAACACCAGGGAGGAGAGAGAGGCAAAGUCUUUAUUAUGAUUUUUUUGCCUGAGGUUAGACCAGCCGUGGAGAACAAACACACACAUAGAGACGCGCACACACACAUACACACACACACACAACCAGGCUUACACACUGAGAAAAACCUCUGAGCCCCCUCCGCCUCUACGCUUCAGAAAAUCAAUAACACGUCUCUUUAAAAAAAGGCUGAAAACUAAUAGAAAGAGACAGUGAGGGAGUGAGAGGGGGAUGCUGAUGAACCCAAUAACACACACACACACACACACACACACACACACACGAAUAAUCACAUACACACACUCACUUAAUCUCUUUUCAUCUUGAUCAUUCAUUUUCUCUGCUGAUUUAGCUUUUUUCUCUGUCUGCCCCUCAGAAGAUAGAUAGAUAGAUAGAUAGAUAGAUAGAUAGAUAGAUAGAUAGAUAAGAAAAAUGAAGUGAAAAGAGUGUCAAUUUGAAGCAACUUAGUUUCUAAAUUUCUCCCUUUUUAAAAUUCAUUGACUGUCCAUCCUCCAUCCCUCCAUCCUCCAUCCCUUCAUCUGGCCUGUCCUCUCAUAUCUCUGCGGCUGAACAGCUCUGAUUUGUGUACCAGGAUUAAAUUCCUCAAAUUUGUCUUUCACUCCCUGUGGGAGAGGACCGUGCUUUUUAAUUAAUUGAUUUUGAAAUUAAGUUAGCUGCUGAGUGUGUGGGCUUGUGUGCGAGUGUGUGUGAGCAGGUGUGUGUAUGUGGGUAUCAGAGUGUAUGUGACUGUGUGUGUGUCUCUAUCUCUCUCUCCUUUUCCCCAGUGCUCAGCAGGCUAACAGAAGGGGUGUGGUUGUGUGUUUUGCAGAAUGUGUGCCUGUACUUAAAUCUACUUGUGAUUAUAGAGUCAGAAAAGCUAAAAGCGGCUGAAUUGAUGCUGAAUCUGAAUCAAAAAUAUCUAACUGAUGCCUAAAUUUCGGUUUUCUAGUGUGGUAUUUGCAGUUUCGUUGGAAAGCUUUGACAUGAAACUAACAGAGAGGUGCUAAAACAAACUGCAGUUCUCCGAGUGUCCACUUGAGGCUGUUUGCAGACACGCCAGAAACCAAGUGCAAACAAAUAAACAUGUGUACAGCCUGGUUCAAAUAACAGCUUCGGUCUGGUUAGCUCCAUCAGCAACAAGGAUAUUACAUUCAGCAUGAAAACAAACCGAUAUAAGGCCAAAAAUGUUGCAGAAGAUGUUCAUGCGCUUCAAGUUUGUUUACUGAAAGGGGAACCAUGAGGUGAGUUGAGGUAUCAGUCAAGCUUAAAGAGAAGGUAUCCUGUUGGGUCAGUGCUCAGUAUCAAAGGUUUGCCUAAUAAUGAGGUCGUGACCUGAUACUUCAUAGAUUUAGGGUCAGGCUGUAAAUGUUGAGGUCACAUGACAAGCUCAUGGCCUGCUGUUUGUCUCCACUUUGUUAAGAUGUCUCUAAAUUUAGUGUUGUGCGUUUUUGCUUCAGACUCGCUCUGGUUGUCCACCUUUUACGAAACUUUGUUCUUGAUUCGUAACUUUUCAGUGUUGAUGAAUCCCAAUGCUGACUUGAGCCUUGUCCGUCUCUUUCAAAAUGACACAAGCUCCUGUGACAAACUGUUGAAAUAAAAAAGGACAGUGGCAGAUAAGACGUAUCAUUUAACGCACAAGCAUGCGUUUUUUAUUAUUUGGAUAUAUUGUGAAAUUGUUACCUUACUUUGUGACAACCAUAUCACGACAAACACACCACUAUUAUUGUCUCAUUUUUCCUACGGUGGCAGCGAGCGCUGUAGGAUCAGCGGCGUUGAGAACAGAUACAGACUUGUCAAACGGCGCUGAGCCGCUGUGAUAAAUGGUAAUCAGAGCUUACAUGAAAAAGCCUUCUCCGAGCGUAAUUACAUCCUUCUUCAUCUCCCCACCAAACCACUUCACCUGUGUGCCUCCGUCUUCUUUUUUUUUUUAUUCCACCCAAGAUCAAAACCAAACUGCUGAGCUCCUCCUGAAGUGUUUUUUAACUGCAGCUGCUAAGAGUGGGUUGUUAAUAACGUGUAAGAUUACAGACUUUAUCAAGACGUCCUACUUGAUCAGACUUGAACCUGCAUUAAAGUGAAUCCAGUCCAGACAGAAAGUACAGAAAAUAUGAAUGAACUUCAGAUCUUAGCUUACUUUUUAAGUGUUUGUCAACUCUUUUUGACUUUUAAAAACUCGCCACGUUAAUUUGCAGUUCACGUCGAAGUUCAGUGUAACUUUAGAAGUGAUGGCUUACUGGAAAAGAAAACUAUUUUAAUUGGAUUGAGGAUGGUUUCAUUUAAUAAGAUCAGCAAACACAAGAACUGUUAAAAAAAAAAAAAGCCUCGUUCACUUAAAGGGAUAGUUCAGUUUUUUGAAGUAAGAGGUUACAGCUCUUUAAAUCCAACCACUAGAGGUGAGGCCAAUGCAACCGUGUAAUGUACCUCAUUCUUAGAAACUCCAACCCAAACACAGAUAUCAGUAAGUGUGAACUGCUGUUAGCAGGUUUUCAGCUCUUGAAUUAUUUACAGAAGUAUGUUCACCCCCGGCUACUACGGAGGCAGACAGUGUGCAAUCUCUCGAGCAUGUGCAGAGUUUCGCCCAGUAUCAAUCCAAUAAAGAGACAGUCUAAGCCAACAGAUAAUAUAGUUUAAGGUGAUGAAUAUUCCUUUUGCUGCUUAAACUUCAAAAAUUGGUAAAAAGUUGGAAAAACAGUCAAGGACCUCUGGGUGGUGAGCGAUGCAGACAGCAGCCACAUGUGAGCCACAGUUAUCCUCUCGUUCAGAAAGCCGUAAAUACUUUAUUUUAAUUGGAUUGAGGAUGAUUUCAUUUAAUGAGAUCAUGAAACAAAAGAGCUGUUUAAAAAAGAGCCUCGUUCACUUUGAGGGAUAUUUCAGUUACUUUUAAGUAAGAGUGUAAGAGAUUAUGGCUCUUUAAAUCCAUCCACUGCAAUUGAGACCAAUGCAACCGCAUAACAUACCUCAUUCUUUGAAACUCCAACCGAAACACUGAUAUCAGUAAGUGUGAACUGUUUUUAGCUGUUUUUCAGCUCUUGAAUUAUUUACAGAAGCGUGUCUAUACCUGACUACUAUGGAGGCAGACAGUGUGCAAACCUUUGAGCAUGUGCAGAGUGCUUAGCCCAGUAUCAGGCGGAAUACAUUAAAGAGACAAUCCAAGCCAAUAGCUGAUAUAGUUUAAGGUGAUAAAAUUUACUUUUUGCUGCUCAAACUUCUAUAAAUAAAAAAAAAUUUGAAAAACAGUCAAGGACCUGUGGGUGGUGAGUGAUGCAGACUGCAGCUACAUGCGAGCCACAGUUAUCCUCUGCUUCAGAAAGUCUAAAAUACUGUUGUUACAAAGCAAAGCACUGAGAUUUUCCCUGGAUGGAUUAUAUUUAUGCUGAAACUGAAGUUUGGGCCAGACUUUCUAAAAUUAAAUUAAAUUAGGUGGUACAAAUGGCCCGGUCUGCCCAGCUUCUGCCAGUCCUACAGCUGGUUUCUCAACAAAGGAGUGAUCUUCGGCGAUAAACACACUGAGUAUUGGAAAGUACGUCUUGUAACCUGACUUCAAAAAAACUGAGCCAUACUUUUAUGAGAUUUUCCAUUGUUUCUUUUUAUGAUCCCAGGCUAGAUCAGGAGGAGGGGGCUUUAACAGGAGACAUUAAGCAGCCUAUUCUGGUAAGAAGCCUAACUGAGCCAAUUAUAGUCAGUGUAAUAUGAGGGUUAUGUCGGGUGACUCUGCGCGUGCAGACCUGCGUGUGUUCACACUGUCAUAAUUACCAACCUGAGUCCACGUCUGUCUGUGUGUGUGUGUGCGAGCGCCCUGUGUAUGUGCUGCCCUAUGUGCUACUGUGUUGAUGAUUUCUCUUUGUUGCUCCUACACGAACACACGCUUUGUUUCACAGAGCUGUUGUGUUGCCGCCGAACGUCUCUUGUAUUAUGUAAAACACAAAACCGUCCUCUCUGGAGCCACGUCGGCCAUCCCAGCAUGCUGCCUCAGCGCUCGUAGUGUAUGAAGAUCGUGUUGCUCAUCAGCCGGCUGCUGCUGAGUGCGUCACGCUGCUGGUGGUGGAUCUGCUGCAUACUGUCAGGCCCACGCCGUCUGUCGCAGUGUGUUUGUGUGAGUCUGUGUGUGUGUGUGUCUUUUUCUCUCAUUCUUUGUGUAUCUGUGUGUGUGUGUGUUUGCUUUUGUUUCUCUGAGCCUGUGUGGUGGUUUCUUUGUGUCUGCAUCCAUCUGAAUGUGUGUUCACCUCGAGCAGCAUUCUCUUUGUGUCUGAAUGUGGGUGUGAAUGAGUCUGUGUACCUACUUCAGUGUGUGUUUUUCUGCCCUUGACUCUGUAUGUGUGUGUGUGUGUGUGUGUGUGUGUGUGGGUGCGCCGUUGUCUGAGUGCUUUGUGUCUGCGCCUCCUCCAGCGUUAUUAAUAAUAUAUUUCUGCAUGUUUUGUGUUUGUUUGCAUGAUCAUGAACACAUAUAUCGGAUGCACAAAGCUCCCGCUGCACUUUAACAUUUCUGCCGGGUGUUUUAAGCUUGGAGAUUAAGAUUUGUGCACGAACACACUUUACACACACACACAUGGCUGCAACCACAAACACAGACACAGUGAUGACAAGACUGACUCACAAAGGGGUUUGGGAAAGUGUGUGUUUGGAUCCGUGUGAAUGUGUUAGGGGGGUGGGCUUUGCUAGAUCAACAAACACAUGCGCUCCAGUAUUCGACACAUUCAUGCACACUGCUGUCACAUACUCUUUCUCUGCCAUACAUGCUGCAUCACACCUCCCACACACACUCUCUCAAACAAUCCUACACACAGAGAGAGAAACACACACACACAUGGUUUGGAAUCAAUACCCGGAGAUCAAAUGUUUGCAGUUAAGAUUUAAUGGAGUGUUUCUUUACCGUUCGGCUGUAGCUCGCAGUAUAAAACCCCGCACACGAGCAUACACCCUCAAACACCUGAGAAAGUGUGGCGGGAUCAGUUUUAGUCCCUGAUACCAAUGAUGAAGACGUCAGUGUGUAUUUCUGAGGCCGUGUGCUUGUGUUUUUGUUCACUCUGCAGCAGCAGCAGCAGUAGCAGCAAUUGAAGGGGGCAUAUUGACUUAUCGCUCCCAGCCUGGGGAAUGUGAGGAUGGUCAAUUCUUCAUCAUUUAUUUAGAUAGAGGGACUGCACAGGUAGACACUAUCAAGAGCUGAGAGAGACCAGGACCCCCCCAAAAAAGGCCCAGGAAUUGUCUAACGUUUUAGUGAGCAAAUAAAAGGUUCUUUUCACAAAACUGCAGUUCCUUUAUUUACCACUUGAGGCUGACUCCAAAAGCCAGGAAAUCCCCAUUAAUACCCAUUUUAACAGCAGUGUGCAAGAGAUGAUUUGGUUACAUCAAGACUUAAGAGCUAUAUAUAGAUUUACGUUAUGUAGGGCUUGAAUCUAUCGACCAAGAGAUGGGUAUGGUAUGGCCUGAGUUAGUCCCAGUUGGUCAACAAUUAAACUCUGGAACCAUCACUGACACAGAUGUCAACUUUUAUCGCUGUUAAUUCGGUUUGGAGCUGAAAUGUUUAUUUCACUUACUACUGAAAACCCCCAAAAUCAAAAUGUCCCAAACUAUAUUUAUUGAUCUUGUUUGAUACAUUAGAUGAUUUUGGAAACUGAUAAACUACAAGAGGACAUUUUUAUCAUUUAUUGGACUGUAUUCAGAUGUUUUUUUAAAGAAUUUGUCGAUCAUAUUGAUUUGAUAGAAGUAUUUAAAAGUAUAUAUCAAAUAUGAUAAAGUUUUACAGAUUACUGGAAAUCCGCUGAGGGCAUUUGCUCUGGCUCAAGUUGUCCGUGAUCCAUCUUACCAUGUAAGAGAUGGUUUGAAUCCUUCUUCCUUUCAGCAAAACAAAUGAAUUAUGGGUAAAGUUUCAACCUGACAACUUUAGAGACGUCCAAAUUUAACAGACCUAAAGGACUCAAAGUUGUUUUUUCCAUGUUGAUGUCCUUGUUCAAAGUUAAUUUAUGUAAAGUAAUGCUGAUAAUUAACAAUUUACAGAUUCAUGAAUAGUGUCCCGCUCUGGUAGUUUAUACAUAAUGUAAAGUCAUAUUAGGAAGAGUAGUAUUUCUUAACUUUAUAUCCAACAGAGAAUGCAAAUGAUAAAAAGUUUGACAUUUCAUUUCUCCGGUUAGGAAACUAUUCACAGCCUCAGAAAGUCCCUUCCUCGUAAAGUAAAGAAUUAAUCUUCUGAACACUCUCUUUUUUGUAUUAAUAUUGGGUUAAAACCCAGUGAACUUAAGGUGAGGCAGCACUAAGCCAUGCUAAAUGUCUCCAGAUGUUAGUGCAUAUUCAGAGUACAGAUAAUAAUAUAAGAGCGAGUGACUUUAUCCCUCAAGUUGACGUAUUAUUUCUUGAGGGAGACAAACAUCCAUUGGACAAGCUAUAGAAACUAGGAACCCAGGAUGUAAGGAGGCUAGAAGAUGCUCCAAGAGGCCAUUAUAAAAGGUGAGAGACUCAGAAAGUGCCAGUCGGAAAAAAAGGAGGAAAUGGAAACUGAAAUAAAUGAAAGAAUGUAGAAAAAAACUCUGAGAGUGAAUGGGAGCCAGAAAAGUGUCAAAGAUGAUAGAAAAAGUCUAAAAAAAAGUGAGAUUGUAGGAUGCAGAGAAGAAAAAGAAAACAUCCAAUGUGUCAGAUGAAAAAAACAGAGGCUGGAUGUGUGAUGUGUGUCGUCAGCAGCUCUGUGACUUCUGCUUUGUGACCGCAGACCUCCUCUGCACUUCAUUUAUUGUCACUUUUUAUUUGAUUUCCCUGCACCGCCGUCGUUCUCCCCUCCCUCUUUGCCACCCAGACACCCUGCUACUUCUGUUUUUUCCACUGCAGCAACAAAAUGGCCUAGUUUUUUUUUUUUCUUCUUUGCUCUAACCUUGACUUAGAGGGACAGACUGUACGGCUCUUUUACUCCUUUUCGGUGCUUUGAUGGGAUUGAAGAUUUCAACAUUUUGUAAAUCAUAGUUUGUAAAUCAAAGCUUUGCGGUUUGAGUAAGGAGUUUGUUUUCUAACAUCUGCUCACCAAAUUUGUCGACCUGGAAACGUGUUUACUUCAGAAGACCUCGGCAGUCAAUGUGCGAUACUAUGUGAAUGAAAAACGCGUUGAAGUGUCUUGAAUUUGACACAUUUAUUUUAAGCCAUAGCCGUUUUUAUUUGCACGCCGCUGAAACAGUCGGCCCACCACUGGCUUUGCUUAUGCGCAGAUGUGGCUUCAAUUUAGCAGACUGGAGACAUUUUUCCAUCUGAAGGAGACUGCUGAGCUUUUGAUUCGAAGGCUGACAGCGUGUGUCAGCUACCAGUGGGCUCUGCAUCCAUUCGGAGGCAGGUUUGUUUAUGUUGAUAUUAUUCAAAAUACUCUGCAAUUAGCGACGGAUGACGGAAAAUGUUGAAAAAACGUCCCAGUGACAAAGCUGCAUGUGUUGACAGUUUGUAGGAAUAAACAGCAGGUUUUAAAAGCCGAUCUUUAUGUUUUGGUUGGUGUAAUAUGAGGUGGAUUUUAUUGAGUCUCCAUCUGUGAUUGUAAUGUCGGUGAAGUUAUUUUCCUGCUUUUUUUUUUUUUUACUCUCUGGAGCAUCUGGAUCAUCAGCCUGAAAACACGGCAGUAAAACUCAUCUCAAGGCUCCUUUCUUAAACAGGGCUUGAAAUUAACUUUUUUACUUGGUGGCACCGGUGCCCCUGAUUUCAAAAAGUUCAGAGCAUCAGCGACAAUUUAACAACACCCUUGAAAAAUUAGGGAUCACUGACAUUUCUUGCUUUUGGCGCUCUCUCCAUGUUUGGUCAAGCUGUACUGCACUUAAAGCUGCACUUAAAACGCAUACAUCUGUGGCAAAUGCAGUCUUACCUACAACCUCAGUCCCACGGGCCUUAGAGUGAACACAGAGCACUGUGCCAUGUUCACAAUGGACCUAUUCACAGUCUUUUUGCCGCUCACUGGACUGACCUUUUGCACGUGACGUCACCGUGUCUGCCAGCCCACGCAUGGAAGCUAAAAGGGAUGUUACUUACUUGAUGCUUGUGCUUGAACUCUCUUAACCACACAUUUGCCGCUGUGAUCUAAAUAUUCAAGAGCAAUUAUCACCUGUUUUACAGGGUAGUAGCUGCUUAUGUGCUGAUAUACAAAGGCAUAUUACAGCUUUUGGUGUUUAUUUAAAUGCAUAUUUGAUGGCUUUUUUAUGAUAUUCAAACACAAACAUGACAUACAUUUAACUGGUUUUAAUAGACGGCAUCACAUCACUCCAAUUUUAGCCUCCCCUCACUGGCUUCCUGUCAGUUUUAGAAUUGAUUUUAAGAUUUUUAUCGAUUACGUUUAAGGCUCUUAUUAUUACACUUGCUUCCAAACAUAUUCUGAGGUUGUGCUGAUUAAAUUAUGGGAGCCUAUGCACCCAAAAUAGUUGCAGUUCUGGAUCCUCUUUUAGUAUUCGUAGUUCAUUUCAGCAUUAUGGAGUUUUUCAGAAUAAAAUUAGCUCUCUAUCAAGGCUUUCUUUUUGCAAUUUAAGUGUUAAAUUUCUUUAUCGAGCAGGAACGCUUAACACCAGCGAGCAUCAAUCUUCUAAAAUCUAAAUCUAAACCGUUUCACUAACCUCUCAUUUUCUCUCUCCCCACUUGAAAGAGAGAGGUUAUCCGUGCAGUAUUACAAGGCGAGCAAUCUGCCCGCAUCGAGCGGCCAGCAACUGCAUUAAACAGGUAGCAUUACACUUUAACACGGUUUCUCAGCGUCCAUUAUCGUGCCAUUGAUUCCAACUAAGCUCACAUUGAAAAUGGAUAAAAUGAAAGCGAGACGAGCCUUUGAGUGGAGAGUUUCAUCUCCAGCGGUCUGACAGUUUGAAGCACACCGUGUUUUUUGGCUCGGGGCCUGCUGUGAUCUCAUGACGAGGUGAUAUAAUCCUUGUUGGUCAUGGUGUCUGGGCUGCCAGUUGUUUACAAUUUAGUGAGUCACAGAGUGUGCGAUGAAUGUAAAUAUCUGGCGUCGCUUCACCUCCAUUUUAGAGGGAUCAUUGAAUUUGCAUCCAUGAACACACGCCAGAAAACAAGCCAACGUGAUGUGUUCUGGUAAAUAUAGUCUCCUCUAAGAUCACGAGGAUGCUGCAGUCAUUUCUUUUUUCGAUUUAGAAGAGGAAAAUGAGCCUUUUUUAAAAAAAAAAAUCUUAUUGAAGAUAUCCUAAAGGGUUUAGAGGUCAAAGUUCAUUCCCGCCACUGAGUUUGCUCAAACCCAACAGGGAACAUUUCAACGAUUUUACCCUCACUCACUGUGUUUUUUGCUAUCUCUCCCCGUCCACAUCAUCAGAAAGCAGCAUGAAAACCAUAAAAUAUUGUCGUUGAGUUGGAAAAAGAAAUUGCAUUUUAACCAAAAGUGAAAUGCAGCCUCUCCAGAGCGAAUGGCGAAACUCACUAGCUGUUCUUCAUUUACCGAGCAAAAACGACCCGCUGAGGUCGGGGGAGAGUCACGUGCUCUGGUCCUGAGCUCCCUUGCAGAUCGGGGCAUGACUUCCAAUUUAACUUGUGACAGGAUGUGCAUCGUGUCAGUUUCUGCAAGAAGAACAAGAAAAAAGUUGGUGUAAAAUGAUGGAGCACUCUGUGAUUAAACAUAUGCUCACUUCAUAAAGCUUUUAUUUGUUUGUUUUGCUUGAGCUUUGCUGUAGUAAACACUCUCUGUUAUGUAAUUCAUCCCCUCGAGGAUGCUCCGGAACAAGUGGCAUCAUGGGAAGUUACGUGUCUUGAAUUUGGCAGCAGCGGUUCGUCGGGAACGAGAGGGAGAAUGUGGUUUAGCCUGAUAGAGACAGACACUGCGGAUUUGAAGAAGGAAAGAGAGUGCCACCUACAGAAGCCCAAACUUCAUCAGCAGAACAUCCGAGUAUUAGCAGAGGAUUUUCCCCAAACAGAAUCCAACUAAAGCUGUGUUCACACUGGCAUUAACGCCGCAUGGAAAAACACAGCCGCCUAAUUCACUUAGAUGAGAAUUCUGACUCGUACAUUGGCGAUGUGGAUGCAGAGGGCUCUUCCAGACUGUGUUCUGCUUAUGCAAAGACAGGAACACAAGACGGCUGAUUAUAAGCCCCUGCUAUUAGCUUAAUUAGCCUGCCAGCUUCCUUCAUGUUCGGGAUCACCUUGAGGUCCAGUUCUAACCCAGAAAUAAUUCCCAUCCUUCUGUUCCCACUGCAUUGGCUCUCUGCAUGCAUGGACUUGUUUUAAUCAAGUCACACAUUUUUAGGCUGCAAAUGACUGGACCGUGUGGAUAGUCACAAGCACGGCAAGGGGUCAACAUUUAUAUCACAUGGUUGCCAAGGGCAACGGGGAUAAGUUUUGUAUAAACUGGGUUUUAUUAAAGGUGUCAGAUUGGGUAAAAGAAAGCAGCAGCAGGGUUUUCCUUUUGUGGAGGGUCACCAGAGGUAUUGAAAUGAAUAAUCACAGACGUAGAACCGUGUACAGGGUCCAGGAUUGAGAGCCAAACCCUCCCUGAGCCAACAAUUUUAAAUGAGGUCCCACAUUGGGUUAGGUGGGCUUCCACUGGGCCUGGGCUUAGCGUGGGCUUUGAAGUGAGCUGGAUUUGGAGUUGAAAUUGGCAGAGAAAAAUAUACAUAACAUUAGAAAAAAGACGAGAAUAAACACAGAUAUCGAGACUAAAUGGGCCCCAAGUGGGCUUAAUCCUCCCAUAUGGGCCUUAUAUGGAUCCCACUAAAGAACCUCUUAUUUAAGUACUUCGGCUGCUCACACAUUCAGAGCCGGCAACAGUGCAGUAAUGAAGUUCUGCUGGAACUGAACCCUCGCACGUACGCACUGCAUCUACAUAAUAUUGGUGUCCCAGCGUGCAAUUUAAUGAUGUGUUUAAGCUGCAGAAGCACCAGAGGCAAGCUGAAUGCACAACUUUGACACGCUUCAACAUACCUUAUCCUCAUACCCUAGAACCUAAACCUGAAACUGAUUUGUUGAUCAGUCCAAUUGGAAAUAGACUUUCAAAAUGCAAAUAAAAAUAUUAGUCCAAUGUCCAGUUAAAUUACUGAAUCAAGCUCUAAUGCUGCGUUCCACUUGUACUCGGAAGUCGGAAUUUCCAAGCUCCAAGUCGGAUAUUCAUCUAGAAUGCCCCCUGAAGUCGGAAGUCUUGAAAAGUUGUACAAUCCUCACCAACCUGACUUGACGACAACCACUAACAACAGCUGACAACAGCUAACGACAGCCGACAAUUGUUAACAACAGCUAACAGUAGGCGUCCAUCUUGGUUUUCUGACUUGUUUACUGGAACGCCGUCAACUUGGGCGUAACAUCAUUCCCAGCUCCAACAUCCGACUUCCGAGGGUAACUGGAACGCAGCAUAACUGUAGCUCCACUCAGCUGUGCAUGUAAACAUACUGUUGUGCUUCUGUAACCGUGGUAACAUAGUUGUACAGAGCGUCUUUAACUGAUACAAGCUCGAUAAGCAAUAUUGAGCCAUUGCAAGAAGACAGUAGGUAAGCUCUGUCAAAUACAGAGGAUGUGUUGGCAACAAGCUACGGACAGCUAACAGCUAAGUUAGCAGCCAGUUAGCUCUACUCCAGCCAACUUCUAGCCACCAUUGAUAUUCUUAUAGGCUUAAUUCAUGCAAAUCUAGAUGCGUGAAUGAAUAAUAUUUUAUGGCUUCAUUUGCGCUUCAAUGGUAAUCCCUGCCAAUUCAUCCAGUGGAAUUUAGGUAAUCCGACCUCCUCACUCACUUGCCUCCAGGCUAGCUCCUUUUUAUUCUGGUUUUAGUAAUUGAAAGAAAAGGUAUCAUGUAAUUCGAGGCACCCACACACCGACACAAUCAGUUUGUCCUCCAUUGUAGAUACCAGUGAACAACCAUCCGUUUUCUUGCGUCACCCGGCAACCUUCAUGCUGGGUAGUUAUUGCGACGCAAAUAUCCGCUCAAGUUGAGAUUCUCCCAAUUUGCGUCAUUCAUGCCGCCAAUUUCGUAGGAGUGUCUCAUUGCGACUUUGCAUUGAUUUAACAUUAAUUAAUUCACGUAAAUGAUUUUACUCACGCUUGGUGUGUGGAGACAGAAUACAUGCAGUGCACAUACAAACCCCCCUUUAGUCCUAUAGGUAACAUCUCUGAAGGAUUUUUUAAUGGAGUCUUGCAGGUAAAGUCUGGAUAAAAUUCAAGUGCUUUUUACAUGCAGCACCAUCUGGGUAAAGUCAGGGAAUUUGGGUGAUUUUUUUUGCAUGAGUGAAAAGGCCUCGAUGUUCUUGCUAAAGGGCACUCAGGCCUGCCAAAUGGUAGCAAAUAGGCUGUGAGCAUAAACAUACAUGAAUGGAUUUAUCAGGACUAACAGGACGCACAUGGAAAGUAACAUUUUUGCAGAAGUGCAUAUUUUUUGGUCUUUGAAGCCGGUGUUGUUUCUCUCUGCUAGACUCCACCUGACUCCCCCACACACGCAACACACACUCACACCUGUCCUCCUCCCUUAGGCACAACUUUUGGAGACCCAUCCCUCUCCUCUCCUGUCAGUGGGAACAAAUGAGCCGGGGCAUGUACCUUACUCUGUGUGUGUGUGUGUGUGUGUGUUUGUGUGCAGGACUAACUUCCUGUCUGCCUGGCCUUCCUCUCCUUUACUUCCACCCAAAACACACACACUCACUUGCACACACCUGUUCUGCACUGUUACCCUCUGACAGAUCACUGACAUGCUGUCUCUAGGCCAUUCUGCACUGUGUGUGUGUGUGCUUACGUGUGUGUGUGUUUGUGUGGUUACAGACAACCCCCUACUGUGUCUGUCUGGCAAAUGCCAUUUCUCAAGGAGGUAAAGAAGGCAGCGAGGGAAGGAGGGAGGGAGAGAGGGAGGGUGGGUGGGGUAAGGAUGGAGAGAGGGCGAGGGCCUUGAUGUGAGUGUGUUUGUUGUCAGGGGGUUUAUUAAUAAAGAUGACCUCAGCUGGAGCGGCACAGAGCCUGCGUGUGUGCUCCUGUGCGUGUGUAUGAUUAUUCCCUCUUCCUAACUCCUUGAUCAAGUCAAAUUAUCAUUAUUUAGAGAAGAGGAAUUCCAGUUUUAUGUAUUCAGGCAUAAAUUUCAAUGUGAUCCCCUUUCUUCUACGUCUCUCUGCUGUCAUUUUGUGGCAGCGGUCUGAAGUGGUUGCACUAUGUUUUCAUGCUCUCAUAAAGCAUCUUCGCGUGCCUGCAGACUCAUCUGUUUAUGUGUGUGCGGGUGGGAGAGGGAUUAUCCGUCUUGAUUUAACUCCUUUGUGUCUCGGCGUCCGGCGAUGUGAUUAUGUGCUUCAUUAUGUUGGGUUAAACAGGGCAAGUCCACCGCGUGCAUAUGUGUGUACAUAUGUCAGUUACCUGCUGUGUGUGUGUGUGGAGGAACAGAUGUCCUCACAAGAUGAGUUCAGACAAAGAUCUUCCUGCAGUCGCUUUAACUUCCAUCACAAGUACGACCGUUUGAUCGUUAAAAGAUCAGCUCAUAUGAACAAAAAGUCAUUGUUUCUCUUGAGCUCGUUCCUGGUUGGAUGGAUGAGUUUACUUUGGCUUAAAAAAGAGCACCAAAAAAGUGCAAGAUGUAAACCUAGCUGGCUCCAACUAGUGGAUGAAAACUUUGAACAAGGUUCAAGGCAGAUUGUGUGCAGAUUUGGAGAUGCAUGGUAAUGCAAAGUUGGGUAAAUCAUGCCCAGGAUCAGGUCUUAGCAUCCCUUAAAUAAAAGUUAUUUCCAAGAAUUUUAAAAGGGAUAUUCCAGCGUAACAUUAAUUUAGGAUCAAACACACUGUAACACUGAGUUGGACAACCCCUCGAGAGAUGAAUGUUGCCGACCGUUUGCUUUUCUAGUUUUACCAACUUUAGUAACGACCGCACGAUAGCAAUACACAGCACAGUAAAAUGAUUAGUAUAAUGAUUAUUACUUCAAAGAAAUAUUAAAGAAAUUAUCAUAAAUGUUCUUCCUUGAGCUGCGUCACCCCACUGUAGUCCGUAAUGGACUGGCCCAAGGUCUCGCUACAAACAAGCGGCUGUUGGAGGAGAGUAGGUGAGUUGUGUUUAGUCUCUUUGCUAAAGAAAUCAGGCAAAUUUAAAAAGAUGUUUGGUGGCUAGUGCUGUGGCUGGGACCCUAUAUGUACUGUUGAUGAAGUUAGGUGCUGUUCUGAGCAUUAUUUGUGGUUAUAGAGUGGUGUUUUGGUUGAGGUUUGUUUAUGGCUCCUCAGACUGCUGUGUAUUGCUAUCGUCAAUGUCUUGGGGUGUCUAACACCGGAAUAUCCCUUUAAGUCUAAAUUAGUUAGGCUGCAUUUGUCCCCUUUGUAAAAGUUAUUUUUCUGUUCAUUUCAGAAUUUUUUUAGUUUGUUUUCUUUAAUCCAGUCAAAUCAAAGUCAUGCUAAAUAGAUUUUUUCUCUGACUUUCAUUUGUCUUCUCACAGCAUGGUUCCUAAAAAAAGUGUUGAUCAGACUAAAGCUAAAAUCUUCAGGUUUUCUGUAAUUUUUGAAGUUGCCCUUUAAUCAGGAUUGGCAGAGCGGGAUGAGUUUGAUAAAUUGUUCGUUGAGUCAGGAGAUUUUGAGGUAGACAUGGUCAGUGGGAGGUGAUCUCAUUUGUUUAGCUGUCGAGCUCCCCUCUGCAUCCGUCCCCCAAGGCUGGAGCUGCAGCCUGAGCGGGGACAGCCAGCCAAACAGGGGGCCCCCAGGGGUCCGGCAGUUACCAUGGAGGGGGGGGGAGGGUGUUCCUGGAUUUGCCCUUCUGACUGCGGCGCCACGAGGAGCACAGAGGCCGCGAGGGACAGAGUUCUCGUGCAGGCUAGGAGAAUAAUAUAAUGAGUAAAUCCAUGAAGCUCACGCUGUAUUACACACAUGCAUUCACACAUGUAUACACAGAGGGGCGGAUGCAAAUACAGGCAUGUGCUGAAAUUCCCUCUACAAACACAAAACAGCAAGUGGGAAUAUGCAUGUGUGGGGCGAGCCUGGACUCACUCGGUCACACUCACAGGAAUAGAACCAUACAUCGAUCCACGCUCUGGUAUAUUACUCUUUAACCUUCCUCUCUGUCAAUAAUCCUCCACCCAUGUAGGGCUCCCUGGCUAUUUGCUAUUUCAGCUGCAGCUCCGACCCUCAGCCGGUUACAUUUUGUCGGACAGAUGGCAGCAGCAGUGAGAAGAAAGCUAAUGAAACAGGAUAUCCUCGCCUCUGGUUAUUCCAAGGCAGAGAAAGAGGAGGAAUGGCACUGGCUCUGACCUUGAGUGAGUCUAAAUAGCAUAAAAGAAGGACUGUAUGUUUACCUGGUGUACUUAUUCACUGGCCGGCGCCAUUGUUGUUGCCUACGCAGGACUUGAAAAUCGCUUUAUGUUCUCCAUAAUGGUUCAGGGUCUCCUUCAGGGAGACACUGAGUCACACCUGUUAUUCUUCUGGAGAGUGUAUUCACAUAUGAGAACUAAUGCAGUGAAAUCUGAAAGUGCUUUGAUGGAUUCUUCUCGACUUCUUAUAUGUUCAUUAAAAAAGAACACAGGAGAUGAUGGAACUCCACAGAAGGAGAUGUUUUUUUAUGGAUUAUAUAUGUACUUGGUAUGUGUAAUGAGGGCGUAGGUAUGGCAACAGUGACACGUAACGAAAGGGAAAAAUGUGGAGACUUCAAGAUAUUCUCUUUUUUUUUUUCUUUCUAUCUUCACCUUCAUCAAAAUUCCCGUCACUGCGUAUCUGUGCUUUCACAUCCUUCUGCCUGGCUUCCUUGAGGGAGUAUCUGAAGUUUUUUUUUUUUUGCCAGAGAACACAUUCAAUCUCAUCAAUCAAUCAAGAAACAGAAAUAAAAGAGAAAGAUAGUGUUUUGAAUUUGCAUUUUACUUCACAAAAAAAAGUUGGAGAAAGCUUUAAAUCAAGUUUCACCAAUGGGAACAGUAUUUAGCACCUUGGUUUCGCAGCAAGCAUCACAGUUUUCUCCGUCUCCUCCAUGAUUUUGUAGUCUGGUGGUGCACGCCACUCCCCACUGAGACUGAAGUAGCUAGACUUGCAAGAUCACACAGCAGUAUGGAGAUAUAUGUAUGUAGCAUCAGCAAUUUAUACAACAGAUUACUUUGUCUUUCUGCUGUCAAUUCGGGUAUCAUUAUAUGAUUUUGGUGCUUUUGCAUGAGUUGGUGGGCUACACAUUUAAUGCAUCUAUGAAAUUUGUACUUAAAUUAGAGUGACCAUAUUCUGAAUCCCCAAAAAGAGGACACGACUAGACGGGCGCAGAGUCACAGAGUCGCACAAAGUUAAUUUUGAGAGUUUUCUGGUUGAAUCAAGUGGUUUUUUAUGCGCUUCUAAUUUAGUAAGUCCACGUGACACAAACUCAAAACCACAGACAUUUGAAGGAUCUUAUAAUUUUCCCCAGACAAGGCCGGACAGCCCCCAAAAAAGAAGACAUGUUGGGGUAAAAGAGGACGUAUGGUCACCCUACUUAAAUUAGUAAAAUGGCUCUAAUUGUGUUUUAUUUUGUCAUGUUGUUAUUUAACAGGUUGUUAACAAUUGAAGGUUGAGUUGUGAGGGACUCAUACUGAUGCACAUGUGGUGUUUUAUUUUGUUGUAAGUUAGAUGCUCUUUCCAACCCUUCAUAUUCUGUUCAGUUUGACUUGUAUUCGACGCUGGCUUGUGGUUUCUGCUCCAAUGCUCCUAAACAUACAAAUAUAACCAACUUAACUGUCACGUGGCAGAGCUGGAAAACAGAAAAAGGACCCAAAACGCAUUUAUUUAAAAAGAACGAAAUGAAAAAACAACAAAAACUUUCUUUAAAAUACCCAAACUAAAAAAAUCCAAAAGGCAAAAUCCUACUAAAGACACAGGCAUACGCGCACACAUCGACAUACAAUGAACCAACGAGGACAGAGGGGAAGACAGGGACUAUAUACACACGGGGAAACGAGCAACAGGUGAGGCAGACAAGACACAGGUGAAACUCAUGAGUGAUUAACAAAGGAGGGAAAACUAGGGAAGUAAAACCAAACAAGAAACACAAGGAAUCAACUACUACAAAAUUAAACAGGAAACACAGAAAACUGAUCGAAAGAAUAAAACAAGACUGGACAACAGGGGAACAGAAACACAGGGAAAAACGCAAAGAAAAUACUAAAAUACACUCAAAUAACAAAACCAGGAAAAAAACAAAUCAAUAGAACAUAUCAUGAUAUUUGCUUUGUUAUUUACAUUUAGACUCACAUGAAACUCUCAGAAAUGAAGCAUUGACUCUUCAGGGCACGAAUCAGCUUUAAGCAGACAGAUCAUCAUAAUGCACACACCAGCUGAGAUCCAACAGUAAUAAUGAUCAUUUUAGGUAGAAAUGAUAACGAUUAGUCAGUUUCUUCAUCUGUUUUCCACCUGAGGCUGUAAACUCAAUGCUGAUGUUGCAAGAAACGACCUAACAUUUGCUUGCAAACAUUUUCAGCAUACUCAAACACAAUCAGCAUUCAGAUAUCUGACUACUCUAUGUUUUAUUUUCACUCUCUAUGUACUUUGUUUGGCUAUCGUGUUGAAACAAAACCCAAUAUAAAUGAAUCUUUGGCUCUGAAGUUACUCUUUGUUCUUCUGUUUCGCCAGCUUCCAGCAAACUUUGCGUGAUUGGCCUUUUGGUUUUUAUGAGGGGAGUGAAUUUAUGCUGCAGAAAAUUGAACUUUAUUUGUCGAAAACAGCUCAACAAACUAGAGAGAGAGAGAGAGCUAAUAAGAUCUGCAUGAGUCAACUAACAGGGGAAAAGUUGUGGACAGUCAAUGCCAGACAAGAAGUUAGAGCAUGGAGUUUAGCUUAAGGGAGCUGCAGAGUCAGACGAAAACUUCUUUCUGAAACCUUCAGUCUCUCAAUCGAUUUCCGACUGUGAGAUUUUUUUUUUAUUGUAGCUUUCAAGAACUUUUAAAAUAGUUCCAAAGGUAAAACCAAGUAGAGUCAUAUGUUAAAUUUGACACCUAUCGGCAUCACUCUGAAAUUCCCUUGCUUGUGUUUAUCCCGCAGCACUUCUUCGGCGUUAACGUUAUUACCUUCAAGGGAAAGUUGACUCUCCAGUUGACCCCCACAAAGACUGAACGGUGAGAAAAGCAGAACUCAGGAGUCAGAGCGGUGGAGCGAAAAGCCCCGCAUGAAACGCUGCAGAUUUUAUCAGAGAGCACAUACGCAGGAGGGAUUUGUUUGGCUUAUUUCUUUAUGAGACAAAUAUUGGGACUGGGCCUCGCGAAAGGCCAGGGCCCCUGCCAGAGCUUUACCAUCACAUUCUCCCUCUUAUGUAAACAGAUUUCUCCUACAACGAGCACAAAUGCAUGCGUGCACAUUGAGAUUUUGCAGCUCUUGCACUCACCGAGCAUUUUCUUUUAAUACACCUUAAAACUCCGUAACAGACUUAGACUAAUUCAGCUGAAUGAACUCGCCGCCCUCCUGUGGAGAUUUGAUUCCUUUUAACUCUCAGAGCAGAUAAAACCUUGAGGACUAUGUGCCCGUUAUAUAAAGCACUUUUGUGUGUUUUGUGGAUGUAUUGACAAAUGUGAGCCAUUGUGUUUCUCCCCCAGUUUAGCUCACACACCAGGUGCUUCUCAGCAUUUUGUGUCCUCUGUGGUUUUUCUGUGUGUUCUGGCACAGAGAGAAUAAUAAUCACAGCUCCACGGCUCAAACCAAUAUCUGCUGCCAAGAGCACCCGGCGCAGGUUCCCCCUGCAUCACACAGGAAAUGAGUGGAUGAUAGUGAAAGGGUCCCACUCAAAAUCACAAUCGCUUUAUCAGUCCACACCAAUACGUACAGAGGGGGUUUUUCUUGUGGCGCUGCAGAGACAAUAGGACUUCAAAACCGGCUCGUUCACGCUGCCAGGAAUUCGGUCGAUGUGUUCUGACCGACCGCAGAGCCGCUGCUGGCUUUGAUCGCAUCUGCGCUGUGAGCUGCAAACACCAAGUCCACAGCUGGCAGAGUGGGUAUUUUUCUCUGGAGGUGGUACUGUUGAAGGAGUCAUGUAACAGAAAUAGCUAAAAGUUUACAAUCCCUUUUAACAAUGGGUGCAACCAUUCUGCAUUUCAUUUUCAGUUAUUUCUUUUUAAUGAUUGAAGCGAGAGCUUUAGAGACUUUGCAUCUUUCCAUUUGGUGACUCUUACAAAACUAGAGAAGCACUCGGAGAGCGCAGACCUCCGCCAAGCAGCUCAUGUCCCCCCUUAAACAAGAAAUGCCCUGACCAGGAUUCGAACCCAGGAUCUUCUUGUUGGCAACAGUGCUAACCACUACACCACUGUGCCGCCCAUUGGUUAUCUUUCAGCAUUGAAAAUUCCAGCGACACCCUUAUUUUUGUGUGUUUGAGAAAGGAUUGUUUUUUGGUUAAUUUUUUCUUUAUUUUUAAAAAGUUGCAGGGCGAUGUCUUCUAAUAAUUUCUGGCGGCAUUAUGAUUAUGGCGGCAUAAACCUGCUUAUGGCCAGUUUUGGCUCAUUGUAAAUGAACAUUACAAGCUAAGACUUGGACAGCAAAAAAAUAAAUGGAUAUCCUGAAACAUUUCAAAAAGAUUCCACACAAAAGUGCAUUAGAAAAAGAAGAAGAAGAAAAUCACAUAUUGAUCUGGCUGCAUUGUGCACUUCCAAUCUGUUUUCAACCAUAACUUGGCCGGCCUUCAUCCUAGCAGCAGAGUGCUCCAUUGUUGAAAUUUCUAUUAACAAAAUGAUCCACUGAUGUAUAGAGAGAGAGUGUGUGGUGGCUGUCAUUGUACUGCCGACAUCUUUUUAGCAGCAGCAUUGAUAACCAAAGCAGUCUUUGGGUUCGGUCGAGAUCAUUCAAAAGCAGAAAUUCAAGAGGGACAAAGAUUUUUCACAAAGUUUUGAGUCUGAAGUUCUCUAACUUCACACCCACAAACUUCAGACUGGUGGAAAUAUGAAAGAUACGAAAGAGCCACAAUACAAAAAAUGUAAUCUGGCUGACUUCAAGCAGUCAAAUUUAUCAUCUAUUGAGAAUGUUUUAGGUUGAAAUUGUAAAAAAUAGCAGCUUGGCUUACACUCACCGCCUUCGCACCAGUUUCAGGCCCUAAAAUUCACAGUAGAAACAUUUUCAUCUUGUCUCUGAUAAUCUUGUUUGCUUUUGCAUAUCAUUAAAACGCAUUAAAAGUCUAUUUUAUUCACCCCUCACUCAAAUAAAGAUGAAAAGCUAUUUAAAAUGUAAUCCCAUUAACACAGGUUGACCCUCGAGUGAUGUAGCGGCAUAUUCUCCAAAACUUAUUGUUGUUGUAUCACCAGCAGCACUCGUGUGUGGAGUGAUUUUGACUCUUCAUCUGUCCAGGGUGAACCAGUUUAGCAUCUUUUAUCAGAAUUACACAUUGCACACGGUCCCUGCACACUUGAGUCACGGUUUGUUGACUAGAGAGGAUUGUUAUUACUGGCCAAAAUUAAAGACUUAAUUGAUUUUAUUGGCUAAAAAUGGCUGUAAAUGCAGGAGGCAACAUUUGCUUAAUAACAAGAUGUAUUACUUAUUGUACAGAAACUUUAAGCUUGGAAUAUCCUGGAAAAAGUUUUAUUUUUUGACCGGUCAUGUUAAUGCAGCUUCAGUUAAGUCUAAAAAGAUAUUUUGAUGGGAAAUAAAACUAAUUCCCGUGGUAAAAGUUGAGGUUUUCGCUGUGUAAACAUCUUCUGAUUGGCUGUCUGUCAUGCAGCGAGUGGAGAGCUUGUUUUAUAAAUACAAAUUUUUACGGUGCAACUGAAAAAUACUGCAAAGUGCACCAUUUUGCACUGAAUACAUAAAGUAAAAGCAAAGCAGGCAUAGGUUAAGAGGAAGACGAUCCAAUAGUAACUUGUUAAAAGGUGCAUUUAGCCACCUAUCGCAGCAGAAGUGGACAUACUUUUGUACAAUUAAAUUGCUAAAUGGAGCAACAACUAGUCAAAAGUUUUUUGAAAAUUGAUGAAUUAUUGACAAAGAAAUCAAAAAUGAAAAAAAAAAAUCCUGCAUUGAAUAAUUUCACUGGUGGUCUUAAGUGCUUUUGUAGCUCAUCUGUAUUCAUGACAGUGUUUAUAUUAGUAAUGAAAACCUGUCAUGCGAGCUCAUAUGUUCAAUUUCAGUCUGAUCCUUCGCCUCUCUAUCAUAAAAUACAAGUUUCCUUCAUAUCCUGACAUGUAAAAAGAGAUUCUUUUAUAACUGUUUAACCCAUAAAUUACUCUAAUCUGUGUCUGAGUCUAAGUGACAUCUACACAAAGUGGUACCAAAUUAUCAGCGUCAAGUAUUCGAUUCAGAAUUACACAUCUGUUAAAAUGUCAACAUCAAUCUUUAAAAGCCAGCCUUACAAGAAGAGUGUAAUCACAGAGCAAACACAAUAUUUCACAAACAGGCCAAAGCAUGAAGAGGACAGGUGCUAAACCCUCAGCUGUAUAUCAGUCAUUUCUAUGGUGCGCUGAAUAAUCGAUCCAGCAGUUGAAUAUAGAUUGACGACUCUCAUGAGGGAUCUCAGGGGGGAAUUGACUCUGCAGUGCCCCGCCGCUGAUAAUGGCCACAGCAAAAUAGCCGCCACCUCUAAUUGUAGCCUGUAAAUCACAACCAGCAAGUAAUAGGACGCACUUAAAGGGGUCAGAGUUUACAGCUAAAUCACUGCGAGUGGCAAAGACUCCGAAGUAAAGCUUUGCAGCUCAGUCUUGUUUUUUUCUUGUUUUCAUAAAGUGGUGGUGUCGAAGAAGUGGGUGGGGAGGUUGAAAGCUGGCGUUCAUCGCACAAAUCUGGAUUCGACCUUGGCCAGAUGUCCACCAAGAUGGAGAGUGGUGUGUGUACGGAUAUGCGUGUGUGCCUGUGUGUUUGUGUAUGUGUGUGUGAGUCCUCAGCCAGGUUUUGGGAAAGUACUUGGCUCUAAUAGGGACUGGCAGGCAUUUUGUUGGGCUUUAUUGCCACAUGCCUCUUCCAAUCCUGCUACUGAUUAGAGCUGCCGUUACUGGCACGCACACCCUCGCACCCUUACAAGACAGACCCACACACUUUGGCACGUGCUCAAAGCCGGGGCCUCAUGCAUGUGAUUAGCAUCCCAUCCUGUUGUCUUGCGCAGCGAUCAAACGGAGCUCAAAGUUGUGCUCUUGUCAAAGCAGAUCGGGGGGAAGUGACGGGUACAUCGUCACUCUACUUUUAUGCCGCUCAUCAGGGUGCUGUCAGCGGAGACAAUGUCAAAUCUGCCGCAGAGCAAUUAAAGGCCGGGUCUGCCACAAUUGGGCCUGAUGGAGAGGACUCGUAUCGUGGAACCAAGCUGGCUAACACACAAACACGCAUUUAGAUAAAAGGAUACACACUCUGCCAGGGAGAUAACACACAAGACAUCCACCCACAGACAUGCACACACGUAGGUUUCACACGCAUUUACAAUAAGCAUGCAGGCGAUUAGCUGGAGAAGUGCAGGUUUAAACUGUUAGUCAUUGCUGAUUCAUAAGCAGCUGGCUAGCCUCCACUCAGCUCCUGACUGUGCUGCCUGUCAAACACACAAGCAGCCGGCAGCUGGAAGCGCAUGUGUGUGCGUGGAUAUGUUUCUCCGUCUAUGUGUGUGUACGCAGGUGUUCUUGAAACCUUUCUUUUUAACCAAAAACCUCUCUGCUUCCCUUCCUCUCCACCCCUCUCCCUCCUCUUUGGCUUACCCUGUGCGGUUGCGAGCGCGCGCUUCGGUUUGUGUAGACGCGUGCGUGUGUGCUUUUUUUAUGUGUGCGAAUGUGUGAAUGUGGAGCCUUGCAGGGUUUUUGGCUGCUGCGUGCUCCUGGAUGAAGCGAAUGGAAAGCUGAGGUCUGGAUGACUUACUUAUUUAGGAAAAAUCCACCAGAGAUGGCCUCGUGUGCUGCAGUGCUGUCACCGAGUCCUGUGCGUUAAAAUUGUGUGUUUUUAUGAGUGUGAGUUCGCCCAGCUCCAUAGGAGAAGCAGCAGUAUUUUUCAUUUGAAAGGUUUUCUUCUUUAAAGUUGUUUUACCGCCUCUUCAGUCCCAGAUGGAGACGCUCGAUAAAGGGUUAAACACUCCACCAGAAGCAGUUUACACACACUUACACACACACUCACACGGACGCUCUCUGCUUAUAAGGUCUGUAACUCAUAGCCGUGAGCUUCCUCAUUAAAUCUAAAUUCACUUUCUUGCACAUUUAAUUAAACUAACCUGAUUUUGGAGGACCUGCCGUUGACGUAACUGGCUUUUCAUUUCCUCACGAGCAUCAGAAGAGGAAUUAUCCAUUCGGCGCUCGUUCCUCUUCCUUUAGAAAAGCGAGUCAAUAGCAGGAUUGGCAGCGUCACCGGCUAGUGAGAACCAUAAAGGAUUAAAUACUCUUUUAUGGGCCGAGAAAAUGUGACCACUUCUUUGGAUAAUUGAACUGUUUAAAUGCGAAGGUUGUUUAAAAGGCACGCCUUUUAGUAGCGCUGUCUGUCUUCUUAAACAUUUAAAGGCUGUUCACUCGCAUGUGCUUUAAACUAUCCAACCUCAUUAACAAAAGAGUUAGGACUCUUACAGAAUUUAAUGUUUUGUAACUUAUCUAAAUCUAUAUUUUGGAAAUAGCACAAAUGAAACUUGUUUUGUGAGGAAUUUAAACUCAUUUUUAAGUUUAGGUUGAAACAGUUGUGACAGAAUCAACAAAAUACUAAAAAGUUGUGUGGUACUUAAAAAAAAAGGAAGAACUUCUCUUUUUUGAGGUUAAUUUGCAACAGAUUGGGUAUAAAAGGGCGCUUAAGGACACCUAAGUCUCACAGAGAUUCACAACUGCAUAAUGAAGCAGUUCAGUGUUUCCAGAAUAAUCCCUCUGAGAACAAGUGCAAAGAAUUUGGGAUUAGAUAAUAUCGUUCAAAGAUUCAGAGAAUACAGAGACAACUCAGUGCAAAAACUCAUGACUCUGUAGUGGAAAUCACCGCAUCAUCUUAACAUCACAUUUAAAACCACUGUCUAUAAGCAGAGUUUAUUCCAGCAUCCACAAAUGUGGUUUAAAACCAUAAACAGCUGACACAUCUGGGAAGGCUUCAUUAUUGCUGAAUAAAACACACAGGUGUAGGAGAAACAUGUGCUACCAUCCAGAGAACCCUUUUUACAAGAGAGACUGAGAGAAAAAACAGGCAUUAGAGAGCUCUUUUGCACAGUAAACAUUUGUAUUUUUGUCUUUGCACACCUUUGCUAAAAUGAGUAACACCAUCACUUGAUUUUUACCUGAAAUAAUAAACCCAAGAAAAAGUACUUUUCAUCGAAAUAUAUCAAAAUAGUACAAUACAUGACAAAUUAAAGUAGUUUUCUUUUAUUUUUAACAAUGUCCAAAGGGAGGGGAAAAAAGUGCCAUGAGGGGACCGUAUAAAAAUGCAACAAAAUAGACUAAAUUAGACAUUCAUGAACAAAAAAAACCUUAAAAAACAUGAAAUAUUGAAACUAUAAACUUAGUUUCUUUUCCAUCCAUUCCUGGGGCAUUUGAGUCUUCCCUGGUCUUCCCACAAUAACAGCUGCAGGAGAGAGAACCAAAAUAUGGCAGAUUUGGAGAAAGUAAAAAUGACCCGCUGACUAAAAUAUUUCUUAUCACCUUAUGAAUGCCCUUAAAAAUCACUACUUUGUGAUAGUUAUUCAUAACCACUGCGCUAAAUAAAGAUAGCAUGCAAAUUCCUGGACCACUCUUACCGACCUUAUUCGCCUACAUGCAGCUAUCAAAUCCACCCAAACCUACUUUACCCUCGAUCACUAUUGCAAGGUGAAAAUCUCUGCGGUAGGAAAAAGCAGGUUUUAGAUCAGGGAAACAAAUAUGCCUUCAAAGAUGUCAAAGUCAACGCUGAAGCUACCCAGGGACCCAUGAUACUCAGACAAACACAACAUGAUGAAAAUCACGUAAACAUGUUUGGUCGGGUGAAAAUCACCCCGGCGAUAGUGCUCUAGGGUUAAAAUGAAAUAUAUAGUUUAAAUGAUUUGCAAAUCAUCCAAUCCUGUUUCUGUGAACAUUUUCCACGACGUCCCAGCUCUCAUGUAACCAGCGUUGUAAAACUGAUUUCCAGCUCCCUCCUCGUGAGAGUUCUGUGUAGGUUAACUUUCUGUGUUUGAUCAAUAAAGUGAACAUGAUGAACAUCAAAGCUUUCCCCGUCGAUACUGUGAGGAGCAUGUGUGUGCCGAGUGUGUCUGAGUUUCCAGUGUCUGCUUUAUUGACAGAGCAGGAUGAACUACGACGGUGUCAGAGGGUCUGCUGUUGCCUUUGUGUGCUCCCUCUGUGUAACACUAGCCGGCCCAUACGUUACUGACUGGGUCUGCUUGGCCCUCGGCGCUCUCAUUGUGAUUAGUGGGCCAUUGAUGUUGACAUGAAUCUUAGCUUCCACACACACACACACUCUGGUUCUUGUGUACGUGUGUGGCUUUAAGUUAUGUGAUCUGCAGUGAGAACCCUGGGAUCCAAUAAAAGUGCGCCUCAAGGGUUCAGGUGUGUGUAGCUUCAUGUUGACCAAUUCGUUUUCUUUUAUUUUCACAUCAGGUUUAAAAUUUAUAAACUGUACUGUAAAAUAAUUUCAUUUACAGACUAACUGCUUAAUCUGCUUUUAUACUUUUAUGUAACUUUCUUUCGUAUUUGCUCAGGGGGGAUGGUUUUGCAACAGUCACGAGGCAACAGUUUGAAUUUUCAUUUUGCAUAAGCUCUAAAUUUAUUGCUCUGCUGGCUGACAGGAUUAAGUUGUGAUGCUAACUGAAGCUUUUUUGUCCCUCUCACCAUGUACUUAUAAAAUUAAAUGAGGGUACAAUGAUGUCAUGGGAAAUAAGCCACUGAGGUCGAAUAGCAAGCUCUGAAAACUGCAAACAGACCGUCACGAGGCAGCGGCUGUAGCCUUUUCCCCACUUGCUUUGAAGACUGAUGGAUAUUUUUAUUCAGCAUUUUAUUCUUUAUGGAGUCUGGUGUUUUUAUUCUGAGACAAAUUGGUGUCUGAUUAAAAAGAUAUCAUUGUUGUGAAGCUAACAGGAGCUAACAUUUUUGCUAUGAUGUUUUUGAUUUGUCAUUAAGCAGAAAUCAAACGUGCAGGAACUCUUUUCUAUUGAUUGAUUUGAUAUAUGAUGCAUGAUAUACUUGCUUCCGCCAUUCAGGAUCAAUAAGAAUUGUUUAAUGGUUUUGACCAAUCAGAAUCAAGUAUAAGUAAGAAAGCUUGUGCUACCAAGAUGUCCCACCUCAGUACCGCUCAUAGACUAUAUAGAAUGGAUGCCGUCUGCCUCCUCGCUGGUUGAAGCUACUGCAAGAACAGCACCGUCUGGUGGUGGGCUGCAGUAUAGGUCAUAAAUCCCGCCUCCUCCAGCAAUCCCUAUGGAGCUGUGGACAAACUUUAGAAACUUAUCACACAGAAUAUAAAUGUUUCUCCCCGCCGCUUGUGAUGUUGACAUGUAGUUACAGUAAGACUGGUUUGUGGUCAAGUCCUCUUUUUUCUGUACAGCUCUGUUUUUAAAAGUUAUUAGGGGGUUCAUGUUUUCAAUGAUUGACACUUGAUACAGCCUAUGGGCGUACGAAGAUUGCAUAGCUCACCCAGGGGAUGCACUGUUUGAGCCGAGCGUCAUCACAGUGACUCUCCUGCCGAAUACGUGCAAUGCGAGUGCGCAAGUGGUGGUUCCAGGAAGUUGAGAAAACCUGAAAUACAGAGAGCAAUUCGCUACAAAUUCGUACAAUGACGGAAGGUGGAACCAAGUUAUCCAUGGUAUAUAAAGUCUAUGGGUGGCACCAAGAUGUCCCACCUCAGCACCGCCGUUAGAGGUUAUAACAUUUGUGAGAUUACAGAAAGAGAUCUCUGUGAACUGAUGGAGCAGUCAGGGCGGGACACUCUGAGUGUGUACAUGUCUUUUUGUGUUUAUCUAUUGCUUCUGCAUUGACAUAACGUAUUAUGGAAAAACACAAUGAAACACUAGUUAAAUCCUGUCAUGGGAUUUAUAGAAAAGAUUUGAGACUUAAUGAUGUUGGAGCUUCAAACUGUGCUGUAGCAGGUUUUAAAAAGGUCUCUGAGUAAUGUCUAAUUAGGCUUAAUUAGGGUCACAGCUGAUUUGACUGGCAGGUAUCAGUGGGGAGUCAGCAAUCCCAAAAGAGCAACCGCCAUUAAUAUAGAACCCAAUGGAUGGCAUCAUUUUUAUGGAUCUAUUCAAUGUUAAAAAUAAAAUCAAAUAAAAUUUUGGUACUUUUGGUUUUGGAGGGAAAAUUGAGGAUAAUUGGGUGUGAGAGCAAACUGAGAAAGACGCCACACAGUUUGGCAGGGCUGUACCAGCAAUUUCAUCCAGCAGUUUUCCCGCCCUGAUACAUACCCAGCUUUUUCUUUCAUUUACUCUGAAUGGGACCAUAAUUAACUAAAUAACAGAGGACUUUAAGCCGUGACCUCAAACACUGAGUUAUUUCACACAUCAAGCAAAAAGUAGUGUUUUUGCUUCUUAAACAUUUUCUCACACCUGUGGAGUUGACCUCCUGCAGAGCGUUAACAAAAAAACAACAUUUUUCAGACACCGUCCCUCGUUUUGCUUCACUUUUCAGACCAAAGGCAUCAUUAUCCUUUAUCUUUUAUUCCGUCUAUGUAUGGAUGGCUGAUUUUCUCUGCGCUGCUUUCUGAUGUAAUCAAGCCUCAAAACUUUCUCAGGGUUGAUGCAUUUUUUUGCAAGCAUACAAUACCAUGCAAUUAUAUUCAAUUAUAGCGUGUUUGUGAGUCUGUAUGUGAGUGUAGGAGAGUUGUUGUGUGUUUUUUCCCUGAAAGAGACAUUACAAUGAUUAAAGCAGCCUUGCUAAUCUCACACACAAAGUUCCUCCCCCGUCCUUCAUUAUCCCUCUCUUCUUCUUCUUCUCUCUCUCUCCUUUAGCCCAAUGUGA